AAAGUCUUCGCAAGCCGCUAGUUCGUCCGCGGUCUCCCGACUGGACGAAGAGUUCGUCCUUUUCACGAACCUAAUCACCGACAAGGUGGUUUUUAUUUAUUUAUUUAUUUUAUUUUAUUUUAUUUUAUUUUUAUUUCGUAUCGUGGACCGACCAGUGAAACAAGCCAACAUUGGACUACGGAUACACGGAAGGAUCGUGGCUGAAGGAGGCUGCUGUCAGCCAUGGGGACGGCCAAGAUGAAACAUCUUUGGCCGUUGGUGGCGUGGAUACUUCUAUUCCUAUGUCCAGCCGAAUCUCUGAGAGGACUCGGCCACGGACUAAGGAGAGAAGUGUUCUUCCUGAACCUCGAAGACGGCUACUUCGGCUGUCAAGUAAACGAGUCGACGGACAUCCUACAGCUACUGGAACUCUCCAAACUGUGCGACGACAACGUCGAUUGUUACCAAGGGACGGACGAGCAACGCGAGAGAUUGAAAUGCUCAGACGAUUGUACCAAGGAGGACGGCACCAGGUGUCUGAAUGGCGUCUGCUUGGACUCCGUGUGCCAUUGCAACGACGGUUUUGGUGGUUGCAAUUGUCAGGUGCCAGACGAGAACGAGUGCAAAUACCGUCCCUGUGAUAUAUUCGCGCAUUGCACGAAUACUCUUGGUAGUUUCCAAUGUUCCUGUUUCCCUGGCUAUCAAGGCGAUGGUUUCCAUUGCAAAGAUAUCAACGAGUGUGAUAACCCGGUACUUGCUGCGAGAUGCGUGGAGAACGCCGAAUGUUGCAAUCUUCCGUCGCAUUUCCUAUGCAAAUGCAAACCUGGCUACAUCGGCGACGGCGAGGUGCAUUGCGAGGAUGUGAACGAGUGCGCGAUAUCUGGAGCGUGUGGUGAUAAUACUGUCUGCAACAAUAUUCCGGGGAACUACACUUGUGCCUGUCAACCUGGGUUCACGGGAGACCCCUACGAAACUUGUAUCGAUAUCAACGAAUGCGAUUACGCGGGUGCUUGCGGAAGGGGUGCCUUGUGCGUCAAUCUUCCGGGCUCCCACAAAUGCGAAUGUCCCGAGGGAUAUAACGGCGAUCCUGAAGAAGAAUGCGUGGACGUCGACGAAUGUCUGCGCAGUCCUUGCGGUCGUUCAGCUGAGUGCACAAACGUGCAUGGCAGUUUCCGCUGCUCUUGCCCGGAAGGAAUGAGCGGCGAUCCUUGGGUAGGCUGUCACGAUAUAAACGAAUGCGAGGAGGGUACACCGUGCGGCUCGGAUGCUGAGUGCGUGAACACAGAGGGUAGUUUCGAGUGCAGAUGUCAGACAGGCUAUCAAAUGGAUGAAACGCAUGGUUGCAUCGAUGUGAACGAGUGCAGCCGGUUGGAUGCAUGCGCGGAGAACGCAAGAUGCAUCAACGUACCAGGAUCGUAUAAGUGCAUCUGCCCCCAAGGCUUCAUCGGUCAAGGACUAACAUUGUGCGAAAACGUGAACGAAUGCGAGAGAAAUCCUUGCGGCGAAAACGCUGAAUGCAGCGACACGAUCGGCAGUUUCGUAUGCAGUUGCAAGGCGGACUACACUGGGGAUCCGUUUAAGGGAUGCAGCGAUAUCGACGAAUGCACAGCAUUAGAGAACCCUUGUGGAAGGUAUGCGAUUUGCAAGAACACGGAUCCUGGUUACAAUUGCGUCUGUCCACCGGGAUAUAGUGCCAAUCCCAAUCCGACAAUCGCUUGUGAACAGACCGACGUGACAACACUUUGCAAAUCAAACUUCGACUGCGUGAACAACGCCGAGUGUAUCGAAGGUCAGUGCUUCUGCAAGGACGGGUUCAAGGCUAUUGGAGCCGAAUGUGUGGACGUUGACGAAUGUCUUUCGAACCCUUGUGGACCUGCAUCGGUUUGCAGCAACACUAGGGGCAGUUAUCACUGCGAAUGCGAAUCCGGCUUCGUUGGAACUCCGCCACAUAUACCUUGUAAAGCACCGUGCGACGAAGUAACUUGUGGAGAUCAUGCGUACUGCAAGGCAGAUGGCCACGAAGCUUAUUGUAUCUGCGAGGAUGGCUGGACUUUUAAUCCGAAUGACAUUGCAGCUGGAUGCGUUGAUAUAAACGAAUGUGACGCAAUAAAUGGUCCUUCGGGACGUUGCGGUAAAAAUGCCAUCUGUACCAAUACUCUGGGUGGAUUUAGUUGCCAAUGCAAACCUGGAUUUUCUGGAAAUGCCUUCAAACAAUGCAUGGACGUAGACGAAUGUGGCAGACCAGAUGCUUGUGGCCACGGGGCCACAUGCACCAACACCGAGGGUUCUUAUUCCUGCACCUGUCCAGAAGGGACCAUUCCAGAUCCCGAUCCUUACAUCAAGUGUGUGGGCAUAGUUACCUGUGAAGUCGAUGGUGAUUGCCCCGGAAACGCCAUUUGUGAUCCACAGAAACGUUGUCUGUGCCCGGAACCCAACGUUGGAAACGACUGUAGACAUCCGUGCGAAGACUUAUCUUGCGGACCAAACGCCCACUGUAUGCUGUCAAACGACGUGGCCACGUGUUUGUGUCGCAGUGGUUACACAGGAAAGCCAGGAGUGAAGGGCGGUUGCAGAGACAUCGACGAAUGCGCCAUUAAUCCGUGUCCUCAAGGAGCGAUCUGUAAUAACGAGCCAGGAUCCUUUUCCUGUCAAUGUCCCAGUGGCACCACGGGUGAUCCUUACAGUGGUGGUUGUCAAGAAUCGAAAGCUCCGCAUGUAUGCGGACCAAGUACUCCGUGUCCAGCUGGAGAACAGUGCAUCAAGGAUGAAUUCGUGGGGAGCAGCGUUUGUAUUUGUCAGAGAGGGUAUACUAGGGAUCACGAAUCUGGUAAAUGUAGAGACAUUAACGAAUGUAUGGAACUCAGAGAUAAACCUGCCUGCGGUGUUAACGCCAUUUGUAAGAAUUUACCUGGGAGCUACGAGUGCCAGUGUCCGUCUGGAUUUAAUGGAAAUCCGUUCUCCCUUUGCGAAGAAUGCAACAGUAUCGAGUGUCAAUGCCAGCCUCCGUAUAAGAUCGUCAAUGGGAAAUGUAUGUUGGCCGGAUGUUCCAAGGGAGAAAAAUGUCCCAGUGGUGCAGAAUGCAUCACCAUUGCUGGAGGAGUCAGCUACUGCGCUUGUCCCAAGGGUUACACUACCAAGGCUGACGGUUCUUGCGAAGAUAUAAACGAGUGUAUCGUUGGACACCAAGUAUGUGGCUACGGAGCAGAGUGCGUAAACCUGCCAGGAUCUCAUCAGUGCGUUUGUCCACACGGUUAUGGCGGAGACCCAUACAACGGUCUGUGUUCUCCGGCUCAGAAAAGAUGCACAAGCGACAACGAGUGUAAAGCCAACGAGAAAUGCGUGCAGCCUGGUGAAUGUGUUUGUCCACCGCCAUUUUACACGGAUCCUCUCGAUGGAAACCUUUGCAAGAAUCCCUGUGACCGGUUCCCAUGCGGUAUAAACGCAAAGUGUACACCAAGCGAUCCACCGAGGUGUAUGUGCGAGGCUGGUUACGAAGGUGAUCCUCAACACGGUUGUGUGGACGUGAACGAGUGUGCUAAUAAUCCCUGUGGUCACGGUGCCUACUGUAUUAACACCAAGGGCGAUCACAUUUGCGAGUGUCCAAAGGGAACAGUGGGUGAUCCUUACGGCGGUGGUUGUACCAGAGUCGCUGUGACUAAGAACGAAUGUUCUUCUAAUGACGAUUGCGACAAUAUCUUCGCUUGUGUCAAUGGAAGAUGCGUGAACCCUUGUGAUAAUAUACCUUGUGGACCAAACGCAUACUGCGAGCCUGAUAAACAUGCUGCCUGGUGUCGAUGUGUAAUUGGAUUUGUGGAAGGCAAGAACAACGAGUGUGUUUCACAGUGCGAUGGUUUCGUGUGCGGCUCUGGAGCACAGUGUAUCGUGAGUUAUAGUGGACCAACGUGCAAAUGUAUCGAAGGUUUCAUGGGGAAUCCGUUCCCUGGUGGUCAGUGUCAACCGGACGUUUGUUCUCCGGAAGUUCCCUGCGCAGAACCAAGCGUGUGCAUAAGUGGAAGGUGUAAACGUCGAUGUGAAGGCAUAGUCUGCGGAGUUGGUGCAUCUUGUGACCCAGCGACGAAUAAAUGUGUGUGCAAUCCUUAUUUCAUUGGAAAUCCGGAUCUCCUCUGUAUGCCACCGAUUAAUCCAGCUGUCUGCGAUCCUGCUUGUGGCUCUAACGCUCACUGUGAAUAUACGUUGCAAGAAUCGAAGUGUGUGUGCAAUCCUGGUACCAGUGGAAAUCCGUAUCAUGGUUGUGGUGUGCAACAAAAAUCUGAUUGCUCCACUGCUCUGUGUGGCAAGGACGCACAUUGUAAUGCUGGUCCGAAUGCUGUUGAAUGCCUGUGUCCUCCUGGAUACGCUGGAAAUCCGUAUAUUCAGUGUCAUGAUAUCAACGAGUGUAAUGGAAACGCUUGCGGGAGCAACGCAGUAUGCAUCAACACUAUCGGCAGCUACGACUGUCGUUGUAAAGAAAGUUACUUCGGCAAUCCCUUCAUCGGUUGCCAACAGGUCCAGGUCGGUCCUUGCACCGAUCCAUCAACCUGCACCUGCAGUGACUCGGUACCUUGUCCAUUCGACUACAGCUGCGUGUCUGGCAAAUGCAUAAAUCGCUGCAGCGACGUAAAAUGCGGACCAAGAUCAGUCUGCCAGGAUGGAGCUUGCGUGUGUCCACCUGGUUACAGUGGCGAUCCCAACGACCUGAUCAAAGGUUGUUAUCUUCACGGUCAUUGCUCCAACGAUCUCGAUUGUGAACCUCAACAGAUCUGCUUCCAAGUUGGGAAAGGUGUUAGAAAAUGCGUAGACGCGUGCAGCAAGUUACAGUGUGGUCCAAACGCAUUGUGUAUCACCCAGAAUCAUGUGUCUUCGUGUCUCUGUAUCGAUGGAUACAAGGGAAAUCCUAGCAAUCUCGUGGAAGGCUGUAAACCAUUUAAAUCAGUGAUAACACCAAAAUGUGAACACGAUUCAGAUUGUUCUGAAGGUUCUUUCUGUAUUCUUCUGGACGGUGGUGUCCGCGAAUGUGUAAAUCCAUGUAGCAAGGUAGUCUGUGGUGCUCACCAGAAGUGCGAGCCUGAUAUAAUCCCUGGUCAUGCUACCUGCAAGUGUCAAGAUGGCUACGAAUGGAAUCCGAUACUAUCCUCCUGCGAAAAGCCAUCUGUCCCUGAUUGUAUAUCUGAUGACGAUUGCCACACCACAGAAGCUUGUAGGCCAGAUGCUCUUGGUGUAUUAAAGUGUGUCUCUGUUUGUAAAAGUUUCACCUGUGCGAUUAACUCCCAGUGCAUGGCCGAGAGACAUCGAGGUCGCUGUGAGUGUUUGCCUGGUUUUAUCGGCAAUCCAAACGAUCGUCAAGGAUGUCAAACACCUAGGAAAGACCAGUGUUCCACCGACAGCGAGUGUCCAGAAGAUCAAACCUGUAGGAGCACCAAAGAAGGUCUUCUGACCUGUCAACCAGUCUGCAAUUUCGUUUCGUGCGGUCCAAAUGCUUUGUGUGUGGUGCAUAAUCACGUAGCUAAUUGUGAAUGUCCACCUGGCCUCUACGCUGGUGAUCCCAACGACGUUGUAAAAGGAUGUCGAGCUGUUCCAUGCGUGUAUAACAUCGACUGUCCACCCACUCAGCUUUGCAAUAGAUUGACGCACACUUGUUACGAUGCUUGUGAUGAAAAUGCUUGCGGUGUGAACGCUGUUUGCAUCGCGGAUGAUCAUAGGGCAAUUUGUCAGUGUCCUCCAGGGCUGAAGCCUAAUCCUGUUCCUGACGUCGAGUGCGUUCCUCUUGAAGCUUGUCAUCCGAAUCCUUGCCAUGAAACAGCUCUCUGUGUACCUGGACCAUCCAGCAAUCCUGUUUGUCAGUGUCCACCGAAUUUUGUCGGAGAUCCUUACGUGAAAGGCUGUCAACCGGAAGGAUAUUGCGCCAGUGUCAAGGAUUGUCCUGUGCAUUCCAUUUGUCAUAAUCAUCGAUGCGCCAAUCCUUGUGAAAACGCCUGUGGACCGAAUUCUAUUUGCGAUAUUAUCAAUGGUCAACCCACUUGCAAGUGUAUUCAUAAGUUUAUUCCAUCUUCGAAGGGCCCGCAGGAUGGUUGCGUCCGCGCCACGAAUUAUUGCAACGUCGACGCUGAUUGCGUGGAGAGCAUCUGCCUCGAAGGACAGUGUAUAGCUGUUUGUCGAGCGAUUACCGACUGCUCUGCUGGUGAAAAGUGUGUGGAUAGUAAGUGUAUGGUACCUUGUGUUACUCAUACACAGUGCCAGACUGAUCAGGCUUGCGUUAACGGAAUGUGCAUUCUGGGAUGUCGAAGCAAUAAGAACUGUCCUUCGACGGAAUCCUGUAUCGACAACAAGUGUCAAGAUCCAUGCAAGAGAAAGGACGUUUGCGGUCCAAACGCGAUCUGCAGCUGCACAAAUCACGCUACCACCUGCACCUGUCCCCUUGGAUUCCACGGAAAUCCCACACCCCAGCAAGGUUGCGUCAGAGUGCCGAAUAUUUGCGAAGGUCCUCAAGACUGCCCCAGUCAGCAUCUGUGUAUCUCUGGAUUCUGUCAAUGUCAAUGCAGCGAACAGGACAACUGUGCCGAAGGAGAACGUUGCAAGAACGGAAUAUGCAUGAAAGUGUGCUACGGCGACAGUAAUUGUUUGCCAGGUGAAUUGUGCAUCGAUGGAGUUUGCGAAGUAGGUUGCACCUCUGACGUUGGUUGCAACGAUAACGAGGUGUGCAUCAACAACAAAUGCAAAUGCAGCCACGGAUUUAUUGCUGGACCAGAACACUGCCUGGACAUCAACGAGUGUGACGAUCAACCGUGUCACUCGAGCGCAGAGUGCGUCAAUCUUCAUGGAUCUUAUCGCUGCGUCUGUCCACAAGGCACAGCUGGUGAUCCUGUGGGAACAGGUUGUGUAAUUCCUCACCAGUGCACCGUACACGCAGAUUGUGCCGAUUCACAGGCUUGCGUCCAACAUAAUUGCACCGAUCCUUGCUCUUUGGUUGACUGUGGUCUCAAUACUAUUUGCUCCGUUUUGGAUCACACGGCUGCCUGUCAAUGUCAGCCUGGUUACAUUGGGGACUCUUCAGGGUGCUUCAAAGUGGAAUGUCUUUCUAACAACGAUUGCUCUAUAGACAAAUACUGCAAUCAGGAUACUAACAAAUGCAGCAGUCCUUGUAAUCAAGUGGAUUGUGGAUACGGCAACUGCAUAGCGUCCGAUCAUUCUGGAAUAUGCAAAUGUUAUCCUGGUUUCGAGCUAGCGGGUGACAUUUGCGUAGACAUUGACGAAUGUUUGAAGAAUCCUUGUCACUCCUCCGCGGUUUGUCAAAACACCGAAGGCUCUUACGCUUGCAUCUGUCCUCAUGGUUUGGUCGGAGAUCCUUUCAAAUCUGGUUGCAAACAACCGGGAGACUGCUUCACGGACCUCGAUUGUCCAAAUACUGCUGCUUGCAUUGAUAAUAGAUGCACCAAUCCUUGCGACGUAUCACCGGAUGGUCAUUCGUGCGGAAGAAAUGCCGAAUGUUUCGUUCAUGAUCACGUUCCACUUUGCAGAUGUCCUGAUCAGACCACUGGCAAUCCGACAACGGAAUGUAUUCACUUAGAAUGCAACUAUCACAGCGACUGCAGUCCUUCCGACGCGUGUUUCAAUCACAAGUGCGUCGAUCCUUGUUCUCUUUCAAACGUAUGUGGACAAGGAGCAGAUUGUUCUUCUUUAAAUCACAGUGCAGUGUGCACGUGUCAACCUGGCGGCACUGGCGAUCCUAAUUUAGGUUGUACACCUGUUCAAUAUUGUAAAUCGGACUCCCAAUGUGCUACUGGUUCAGCUUGCAAUGGAGGAAUAUGCACUGCCCUUUGUGGAAGCACGAGAGAUUGUAUCGGCGAUCAGCUUUGCAUCAAUGGUCUCUGUCAGCCCACCUGCAAGAGCAACUCCAGUUGCCCCGAGUACCAAUACUGUCACAACAACAUAUGCGUGCAAGAAUUACGUUGCAUAUCCGACGAUGACUGUUCUUACGACGAAAGAUGCAUCAAAAACAACAUUGGACAAGCAGAAUGUCAGAAAGCUUGCGAUCUGCUCCUCUGUGGACGCAACGCCGAGUGCAAAGCGGAUAAUCACGUUGCAGUUUGCUCCUGCAAGCCUGGAUUCUUCGGAAAUUCGAAAGACGACAAGAUUGGAUGCCAAUCUAUCGAAUGUGAGAUCAACGACGACUGCAGCGGAGAGAAGAUUUGUGACGCGCACAAGUGCAGGAUCGCUUGUUUAGCUCACAAUCCUUGCGGCGUCAAUGCUAUUUGCACAGCAGAGAAACACGUUCAAAUUUGUACGUGUCAACCGGGUUACACUGGAGAACCAACUCAUGGAUGUCAAUUGAUCGAUUAUUGUUCGGAUCAACCUUGCGCACCUGGUGCUGUGUGUGAAAAUUCCAGAGGGUCCUAUAGGUGUCACUGUCAACAGGGAAUGGUUGGAGAUGCUUAUAAUAGCGGUUGUCAACCACCGGUAGAAUGUCUGCAGGACGGAGACUGCCCACUGACUGCAAAAUGUAUAAACGUCAACAACGUACCCAAAUGUUUCGAUGUCUGUUCACGUACACAGUGUGGACCAAACGCAGACUGUGUGGCCUCUAAUCACGCAGGUGCCUGCCAGUGCCGGUCCGAUUACGAAGGUGAUCCGAACAAUCUAAGUAUAGGCUGUCGACCUAAACCGGUUGUUUGCACGUCAGCCGUGGACUGUUCGCCCAAUACCUACUGUUACGAGGGGAUCUGUCGACCGUUCUGCCAAUCGGACGAAGAAUGCAACCUGUCUGAUGUGUGUCUCAAUGGACAAUGCUUGGAUCCUUGCAACGUGAAGGCCGCGUGCGGAAUAAAUGCGGAAUGCAACGUGAAGAGUCACAUUAAACAAUGCAGCUGUCCACCUGGGUUCACCGGUAACUCGGAAGUGGAAUGUGUCAGAUUACCCGUGUCCUGCAGAGACACCAACGACUGUAACGGUGGCAACACUUGUCGCGACAACGUGUGUCUUCCAAUCUGCACUAGCGACAACGAGUGCGCUUUCAACGAAAAAUGCGUCCAAGGAAAUUGCCUUCUCACCUGCAGACUCGACAACGACUGUUUCUUGGGUCACAUCUGUCUGCACAACAUGUGUGCGUUUGGUUGUCGCGCGGACGAGGACUGCAACGCGAACGAAGCUUGCAUCACGAACAAGUGUAUCAAUCCUUGCGAAGCCACUCCUUGUGGGCCAAAUGCUAAAUGCACAGUAUUUAAUCAACGAGCCACCUGUUCGUGUCCAGCAGGCUUCAUGCCGAAUCCAACUGCAAAAGUGGCUUGUUUAAGAUCGCCUGGACCCGUUUGUCAAACGAACAGGGACUGUGCGACAGGAACAGCUUGCAUUGGAGGACUGUGCACUCCUGUCUGUUCUACAGACUUAAAUUGUUUGAGUAACGAACGUUGUGAUCCUUCGGGAAUCUGUAAAUCGUUGUGCAGGAGAGACGAAGAUUGUAGGAGCGGAGAGAUUUGCGAGGGAUUGGUUUGUGUCAUUGGAUGUCGCGCUGACGUGGAGUGCCAGGAGAAUUUCGCUUGUUUAAACAACCAGUGUCAAGAUCCUUGCACUCUUCCUGAUGUUUGCGGAGUGAACGCCAAGUGUACGGUCGUAAAUCAUCAGAAACACUGUUCCUGUCCGACACCAUUAGUCGGUGAUCCUCUAAUUGGUUGCAAACAGGCGUUCUUGCCUUGUGGCAACGAAGAUGAAUGCGCUACUGGCCAGACUUGUUACGGAAGAUCUUGUUACGCUACGUGCAGAAGCGACGCUAAUUGUCUAAGCGACGAACGUUGCGACGGAGGAAUUUGCAAAGCCAUUUGCAACAGCGACGAUCAUUGCGUGGCUAAUCAGAUCUGUCAAAAUAGGCUGUGUGACAUCGGAUGUCGCAGUGAUAAUACUUGUCCCAACGACGAGUCCUGCGUGAACAAUAAAUGUAAAAAUCCUUGCGAGGGUGGCAAGGCUUGCGGAGAAUGUGCCGGUUGCCGCGUUGUAAAUCACGUGGCACAAUGCAGUUGCCCAGCUAAUUAUUACGGAAACGCUUUGAUCAGUUGCGCGAAAUCUAUGAUUCCUUGUGAUGUCACUUGUGAGUGCGAUGAAAUUGGUUUUUGCACGAAGAGCUGCUAUAGUCAGGAUCAAUGUUCUUGCGGGGAAGUUUGUCACUCUGAAAAGUGUCGCAUCAAGUGUGAUGUUAACAACUAUUGUCCAAAGGGAUACGUUUGCGACCAGGGACUAUGCCUUAUUGGUUGCCGCACUUAUUCCGACUGUCCUUCCUCCUUAUCCUGCGUCAGUGGUCAAUGCGAAGAUCCAUGCUCAGCUAAUGGAUCUCCCUGUGGAACCAACGCAUUGUGUCGUGUCUCGAAUCACAGAGCAGUGUGCUUAUGCCCAGAAGGAUACCAAGGAGAACCCAGUCAAGAAUGUUACCAAUUAGAGUGUCAUCAUGACGACGACUGUGAGGCCAACAAACGAUGCAGCGAGGACGGCGUUUGCACAAACCCUUGCUUGCAACAUGGUGUCUGCGGCUUCAACGCACAGUGCAGAGUAGUCAACAGGAAGGCUCAGUGCUCUUGUCCACCUGGACACUACGGAAAUCCUAAGAUCAACUGUAAGAAAGGUGGAGACGAGUGCUUAAGGAGACCGUGCGGCGUGAAUGCGAAGUGCAGAGAGACUCUGAAUGGAUUCGAGUGUACUUGCGAUCCUGGAUGCCACGGAGAUCCUCAUCAAGCUUGCAUUUGCGACGGAGGAGAGCUGUGCAAGGAUAUGCGUUGCGGAGUGAACGCUGCAUGCAGGAUUUAUAAGAAUCAACCACAGUGCUACUGUCCAUCGAAUUAUCCGUCCGGAGAUCCGACGCAGGCGUGUAAGUAUUUGAGUUUAGGAGACUGUCGCACGAACGGUUGCGGUAAAGGGGCUGAAUGCAUACGAGACGGUGCGAUAUUCGUAUGCAGAUGUCCACCGGGUACCAGUGGAUCGCCGGAUAUCGAGUGCACCACAGAGCGCGAAUGCACCAGCGACCUAGAGUGCCCCAAUGAAAAAGCCUGCAUAAACCUGCAAUGCGUGGACCCGUGCGGUCUCCGCGGUGCCUGUGGGAUCAACGCCCUGUGUCGUGUGGUUCUGCACAAGCCACGAUGUUCCUGCCCUCAGUGUUAUAUCGGUAUGCCUCACACGGCCUGUCAUCCAGACCCCAAAUGCGAAACGCUGAAUCCCAGACCUACGCCGAACAUCGGUUGCUCGUCCGAUCGCGACUGUCCAGAGAGUCUAUCCUGUCAUUCUCGUACCGGAGAGUGUCGUGAUCCGUGUCUAAGUUCACAAUACACCUGCGAAGUAAAUAAGAGAUGCCAGGUGCGGAACCACAGGCCCAUGUGCGUGUGCAAAUACGGAUUCGUCGUGAACGAGGUCGGGGAGCUGACCUGCGCCCCCGACACGUUGACAUGCACGAGGGAUUUCGACUGUCCGUCGAACGCCGCGUGCGUUAAUGGAAAAUGCCAGAAUCCGUGUAACGUGAGAAAGAAAAAGCCGUGUCCGGCUGAUAAAACCUGCGAUGUCCUGGACCACCGUCCCGUCUGCAUAUGCACACAAAACUGCAAUCCCUCCCUCUCCAUUUGCCUGCGAGACAGUGGCUGCUCUCCAGACUUGGCGUGCCGCAACUAUCGCUGCGUGGACCCAUGCAGAAACUCCACCUGUCCGGCUGAUGCCCCCUGUUACGUGGAGGAGCACAAGCCUAUCUGCAAGUUCUGUCCCCCCGGCUUUGUGCCAGACACUAAAUACGGAUGCAUGAAAGCAGUACUUCACCACACGUCCGACCGUUUCUGCGAGUCUGAUGACGACUGCAGCGACACAGAAGCCUGUGUCGAUGGAUCCUGCGUUGAUCCUUGCGUCGGCCACUGUCGAUCGACAGUUCGAUGUCUGGUUAAAGCACACAGGCCUGUUUGUGGCUGCGACCAAUACGAUCACACUUGUACAAACACCACCACAACUAUGCAAACUUUCGAUUAUUCGACACCAGAAAUCUACGAGAUGACUACACUUUCGACAACUACAGAAUUUAAUUUUAAUACCACAGCAUAUACUUCUAUUGUUACGGAGGAAAGUACAACGAUUCCGUAUUCGAGUGAAAGUACAGAAUCUUCAAGUGAAGUGGCCACUGAAACUUCUGAGGCCUCUAUGACAACUAUGCAAACUUUCGAUUAUUCGACACCAGAAACUUACGGGAUGACUACGCUCUCAACAACUACGCAAUCUAAUUUUAAUAUCACAGCAUAUACUUCUACUGUUACGGAGGAAAGUACAACGAUUCCGUAUUCGAGUGAAAGUACAGAAUCUUCAAGCGAAGUAGCCACUGGAACUUCUGAGGCGUCUAUGACAACUAUGCAAACUUUCGAUUAUUCGACACCAGAAAUCUACGAGAUGACUACACUUUCAACAACUACGCAAUCUAAUUUUAAUUUCACAGCAUAUACUUCUACCGUUACGGAGCGAAGUACGAUUCCGUAUUCGAGAGAAAGUACAGAAUCUUCAAGUGAAGUAGCCACUGAAGCUUCCGAUACCUCUAUGACAACUACACAAACUUUUAACUAUACGACACCAGAAACUUACGGGAUGACUACACUUUCAACAACUACGCAAUCUAAUUUUAAUACCACAGCAUAUACUUUUUCUACUGUUAUGGAAGAAAGUACAACAAUCUCGUAUUUCAGUGAAAGUACAGAAUCUUCGAGCGAAGUAAUCACUGGAAUUUCUGAGACUUCUAUUAUUCAAGAAAGCACACCCAUCUCCAUGGAAAGCAAACCAACUUUAAGUACAACAGUAGCGGAUGACGUAUUUAGAACUUCCACGACUUUGACGACAAAUGUCGGAGGUGUAGAAAGUACUACUGCUUUAGACGUCUCAGAAGUGUCUACUGUUAAAGAUAUUUCCGAAGAAAGUACCGAAAUUAUUCCAACAGUGAAAGACAUUGAAGUCAGUAGUGAGAAAUUUUCUGAGAGUGAGACAACUACUAUGUCUUAUGUUAAUACUACGCGGUAUAUAUCGACUACUGAAAUGACGUUUACUACGAAUUUAAUGAAAGAAACGAAUGUAAGUACAGAAGUAACUGAACCGACAAAAGUGCAGAUAGUCACUCCUGUUACAUAUGUUUAUCCUCCAGAUGAGACGUUACCAUUGGGUCAUGUUGUUACUGUUACUCCGAUAUGUGUAGGUGAGUAUACUACAGAGGUGCCAGAGAUUACCGAAUCGACAAGUAUGUCUAGUAGUUUUAUUGAGAAUGUUACAAUGGGCGAAAGUUCCAGUACAAUGGGAUUGAUUACUGAGAAUUUAAAUAUAGCGACGACAGAAAAUGUAACAUUGAUAACUGUGACAGCAGAAUAUCCUCAGAAAUAUGAAACAACAAUCGAGUCAACGACACAGAUGUCGCAAAUAACAGGGGAAUAUUCGACAGAGCCAUUUUACCAUUACACAACUUUAGAAUCUUCUACAAGUAAAUUGGGAACAACUACUGAAAGAUCAACCGAAAGAAAUUUUGUAACAGACUUUUUCACGAAAGAACCUUCGGUAACAAUGUAUUCUACGGAAGAAUCUUUGGAAACCUCAACGAUUGAACAACCACGAACAAUAAUGCAAUAUAUUACGGAUCAACCUUCUACAACUAGUCAGUUUUCUACCGAACAACAAUCAACGACAACACAAUAUUUGACAGAACAAUCUUUUACAACUCUACAGUAUUCAACAGAAUCACCAUUAACAACUGAACAAUAUACUACGGAACAAUCUUCUACAACUGGUCAGUUUGCUACUGAACAACAAUCAACGACAACACAGUAUUCAACAGAACUAUCUUUUACAACUCUAAAGUAUUCAACAGAAUCACCAUUGACAACUGAACAAUAUACCACGGAACAACCUUCUACAACUGGUCAGUUUUCUACUGAACAACAAACAAUAACAACACAGUAUCCAACAGAAAAAUCCUUUACAACUCUACAGUAUUCAACAGAGUCACCAUUCACAACUGAACAAUAUACUACGGAACAACCUACUGCAACUAGUCAAUUUUCUAUCGAACAACAAUCAACGACAACACAGUAUUCAACAGAACAAUCUUUUACAACUCUAAAGUAUUCAACAGAAUCACCAUUAACAACUGAACAAUAUACCACGGAACAACCUUCUGGUCAGUUUUCUACUGAACAACAAUCAACGACAACACAGUAUUCAACAGAACAAUCUUUUACAACUCUAAAGUAUUCAACAGAAUCACCAUUGACAACUGAACAAUAUACCGCGGAACAACCUUCUACAACUAAUGAAUAUGUCAUCGAACAACAACCAUCGACAAUACAGUAUUCAACAGAACUCUCAACUGAACAUAUCACGGAACAGCCUUCAACAAUUCAACAAUAUUCCACGGAGCAGCCACAAACGACUAUACAAUAUUCCACGGAGCAGCCACAAACGACUAUACAAUAUUCCACGGAAUACUUACGAACAACAACGCAAUAUUCAACUGAACAACCUUCAACAACUAAUCAAUAUUUCACACAACGACAACAACCAACAACAAUACAGUAUUCAACAGAACUUCCAACUACUGAAUAUAUCACGGAACAGCCUUCAACAGUUCAACAAUAUGCUACGGAACAGCCACAAACAACUAUACAAUAUUCUACGGAACACUUACGAACAACAACGCAAUACUCAACGGAACCACCCGCAACAACUAAUCGAUAUUACACCGAACAACAACCAACAACUGUACAGUAUUCAACAGAACUUCCAACUACUGAAUAUAUCACGGAACAGCCUUCAACAGUUCAACAAUAUUCCACGAAGCAGCCACAAACAACUAUGCAAUAUUCCACGGAAUACUUACGAACAACAACGCAAUAUUCAACGGAACAACCUUCAACAACUAAUCCAUAUUUCACUGAACAACAACCAGCAACAACACGGUAUUCAACAGAACUCUCAACUACCGAGGAACAACGUCCAACAAUCCAACAGUAUUCCACGGAACAGGCACACACAACAAUACAAUAUUCCACGGAACAACCUACAAUAACUGUACCAUACUCCACAGAGCUAGAACAAUCUUUCACAGAGUCAUAUCCCACAUUAACAACUCCUAUAAAUACUCCAGGGCAGAUACCUUGCGACCAAACCACCAUCAAUGAUUCCAAAUGUAAUAUCUGUUUGAAUGAUACGUGUCGGCCCGUGUGCUUCAACCUAACAGUGAACCAGAGUACACCUAAUUGUAGCAUACUCCCAGAUACCAAAUGCAAAACGCACGACGACUGUCUCUCUCAAUUGGCCUGCAUAAACGAUCAGUGUCUGAACCCGUGCACUCUUCAUAAUCCUUGCGACUUCGUGGAAGUCUGCCAUGUUCAAGACCACAGACCCGUUUGCGUGAAAGAUGUAACAAACGAUAAAACAGACUGUCCCUACUGUCCAGCGGGUAUGGAGUGCGAUCCAGCGACGUAUACUUGCGUAAAAGCGAGUUGCACUAGCGACGAAGAUUGCCUGCUGUCAGAGGUGUGCAUUACGGGCACUUGUCAGGAUCCUUGUCUCGUUUCGAAUCCUUGCACCAAAAACGCGAUCUGCGUUAACACCAAUCACCAAGCGGAUUGCAGCUGCGAGGAUGGUUAUCAUGGAAAUGGAUUCUCCUACUGUGAACCAGAAGAAGAAAGCAGAAACGUAUGUCAAUACAACGAAGAUUGUCCAUCGAGCAAAUAUUGUGAUCGUCUUAACCGGAAGUGCAUCGACCCAUGCUUGGAGAACGAUUGCGGUGUUAACGCGAAUUGUUAUCCAGAGAAUCAUCAAGCUCAAUGCAAGUGUUUGCCUGGAUUCCAAGGAAAUCCUCAAGUUGGAUGCACACUAACGACCACUAAUCCGUGUGUUCCAAACCCUUGUGGUUUGGACGCCAUGUGCGAGAACGAUAAUGGCAAUCCUAUAUGCUUCUGCCCGAAAGGAUUGACUGGAAAUCCGUUUGAACAGUGUAUACCAGAAGGUGACCAGUGCCAAGAAAAUCCAUGUGGCGUUAAUUCUGGGUGUCGCGUAGUGUCAGGACAAGUGAGAUGCUUCUGUUUACCAGGAUACGAGGGGAAACCACCUGCUUCCCCUUGCACGCUUCCUAGCAACCCUUGCGAACCAUCUCCUUGUGGACCUAAUACUCAAUGUACCGUAUUGAACAACGGCCUUUCGAAGUGUACUUGCCUACCAGGAUACAUCGAGAGUCCAAAUACGAUCAGGGGAUGCGUGCCUAAGUCUGAUCAGUGUAGCCCUAAUCCCUGUGGACUUGGCGCUAAGUGUGACUCGGAUAGAGUACCUCCUUGUUAUUGUCCGGAGCACACCGUUGGAAAUCCUUAUCAGAGUUGCGCGGUAACUCCGUCAGAUACAUACUCACCUUGCCUGCUAGUUCCUUGCGGAAAGAACGCGGUCUGUGUCGAGGAGGACGGCAUUGGAAAAUGCAAGUGUGUUCCACCAUUUAUUGGAAACCCAUAUAUGGACGGUUGCGAAGCGGAAUGUAUCGUGAACCAAGACUGCGACAAUCAUCUUGCGUGUUUCAAUCAGCACUGUAGAGAUCCUUGUCCAGGUGUUUGCGGUUCCAAUGCAAAAUGCGAAGUGGUUGAUCAUGUUCCAGUUUGUUCUUGCCUACCUGGUUACACCGGCGAUCCGUUUGGCUCUUGCAAACUCGAGACGUCUCCUCUUCCAGCUCAGAAUCCUUGCAUGCCAUCGCCUUGCGGACCGCACAGUAUCUGUCGCGUGAUGAACGAUCGUGCGGUUUGUUCGUGCAGUCCAGGAUAUCAUGGAACGUCGCCUAAUUGUCGUCCAGAAUGUCUAGUUAGCUCAGAGUGCCCUGCACAUUUGGCUUGUAUCGGUCAAAAAUGUGGUGAUCCUUGCCCUGGUCUCUGUGGACAGAAUGCUUUAUGUCAGGUCGUCAAUCACAACCCCAUUUGCAGUUGUCCUCCGGAUUAUCUCGGUGAUCCUUUCACUCAAUGCGUCAAAGAAGAUAUACCACUGCCAAGACCAAAGAAUCCUUGUUUGCCAUCGCCCUGUGGUCCGAACGCCGAGUGUCGCGUGCAAGAGGAUCAUCCAGUUUGCACAUGUAUCAGUGGAAUGUUCGGAGCACCGCCGCUUUGCAGACCAGAGUGUUCGAUUCAUCAAGACUGUCCACAUUAUCUCGCCUGUGUUCAAAAGAAAUGCGUGGAUCCUUGUGCUGGUUCUUGCGGAUUUAAUACCAAUUGCACCGUACAGAACCAUCGGCCGAUGUGUCAAUGUAACGAGGGAUACGAAGGGGAUCCAUUCUCUGGAUGUAGUAAAGUUACUUUCCCAGUGCCACUGCCAUGCGAUCCAUCGCCGUGUGGCGCGAAUGCAAUUUGCAAAGAACGAAACGGAGCUGGUUCAUGUAGCUGUUUACCCGACUACACCGGAGACCCAUAUCAAGGAUGUAGACCAGAAUGUGUUCAAAAUUCAGACUGUGUUCAUACGAAGGCUUGUAUAAACAAUAAAUGCAAGGAUCCAUGCGUGGGUGCGUGUGGUAUAAAUGCUCAAUGUCAAGUGAUCAAUCAUCAACCCUCGUGCAGCUGUCUCUCUGGCUAUACGGGAGAUCCAUUAAAAUCCUGCCAUAUAUCGUCUGUAACACCACUGCCACGUGAUCCAUGCCAACCAUCACCUUGUGGAUCAUAUAGUAAUUGUCGCGUGAUCGACAAUCAUGCGGUUUGUUCCUGCCAGCCAGAUUAUGUCGGUAGUCCUCCACAAUGUAGACCAGAGUGUGUGGUUAGCACAGAUUGCGCUCAGAACAUGGCUUGUAUCGAUCAGAAGUGCAGGGAUCCUUGUCCAGGCACUUGUGGUCAGAAUGCUGAUUGUCAAGUUAUCAACCAUAAUCCCGUAUGCAGUUGCACGUCCGGAUACACCGGAGAUCCGUUCUUUGGUUGUGUUAAGGAAGUGGAACCGAAACAACCUGGACCAGAACCAAGUGGAAAUCCGUGCAUUCCAUCGCCUUGCGGUCCGAAUUCUCAGUGUCGCGUGAUUGAUGGAUUCCCAGCAUGUUCCUGUCUACCGAAUUACGUAGGCAGAGCACCGAAUUGCCGACCGGAGUGUGUUAUUAACGAAGGAUGUCCUGGAAAUCUUGCAUGUCAGAACGAACAGUGUGUAGAUCCUUGCCCGGGAUCCUGCGGCGUGAAUACUUACUGCAAUGUCGUGAAACACAAUCCAGUUUGUAUUUGCAACACCGGGUACACUGGAAAUCCGUUCACCGAAUGCAUACCUAUCAUGAAAGUACCCACAACCACGGAACAACCGCGCACGCCAUGCAAUCCAUCUCCGUGCGGAGCGAACGCGAUCUGCAACGAACGUAACGGUGUAGGAUCUUGCACUUGUCGUCCAGAAUACAUCGGCGAUCCCUACACAGGAUGUCGACCAGAAUGUGUGACAAACACCGAUUGCGAUCGUAGCAAGGCUUGCCUGAACAACAAAUGCGUGAAUCCAUGCCCUGGUACAUGCGGCCAGGGAGCAACUUGUCGCGUGAUCAAUCACGCUCCAUCGUGUUCCUGUCUUCCUGGUUUCACCGGGGAUCCUUUCAGCGCCUGCACAGUAUUAGAAGUGACACCAACUUCACCGCCACUAAAUCCUUGCGAACCAUCGCCAUGUGGACCCAACAGCAACUGUCGUGUUCACAAUGGACACGCUGUCUGUCUUUGUCAACUAGGAUUUGUCGGUGUUCCUCCAACCUGUCGUCCAGAAUGCACAGUGAGCUCGGAAUGUUCUCAAAACAAAGCGUGCAUCGAUAACAAGUGCGCAGAUCCUUGUCCAGGUUCCUGUGGGUUGAACACCAAAUGUCUGACAGUGAAUCACAAUCCCAUUUGUACUUGCACUAAUGGAUACACUGGCAAUCCACUGGUUCAGUGCACCAAAUUUAACGUGUCUCAACCACCGAUUAAGGAUCUUGGAAAUCCGUGCACUCCUAAUCCUUGCGGACCUAAUUCUCAAUGCAGAGUUAUUGGCUCUCAACCAGCUUGUUCUUGUUUGUCGAACUUUAUCGGUCGUCCACCGAAUUGUAGACCGGAAUGCACUGAUAACUCGGAUUGCUUCUAUUCGGCCGCGUGUAUUAAUCAAAGAUGCAAGAGUCCUUGUCCCGGAGCCUGCGGAGAGCUGGCUAGAUGCUCCGUUCAGAAUCACGUUCCGAUUUGUACGUGUCCCGAGGGUUAUGAGGGCGAUGCUACUGUUCGGUGUACUCUGGCACCUCCUCCAGCAACGGACAUAAGCGUAACAAAUCCAUGUUCUCCGAAUCCAUGCGGACCAAACGCCCAAUGUCGCGAACGAAACGGUGCAGGAGCCUGUGCAUGUCCACCGGAUCUUAUCGGAGAUCCAUACGAUAACGCGAAAGGAUGUCACAGAGAGUGUGAAUCGAACAACGAUUGUGCUCCACAAUUAACCUGCGUUGGUUUCAAGUGUUCUGAUCCGUGCCCAAGCACUUGCGGUACAUUAUCCAUCUGUAAUGUUCAGGAACAUGUUCCAGUAUGUACUUGUCCUCCAGGAUACACGGGAGACCCGUACUUCGCUUGCGAAGUUAAGGAAAUAUCGAGAGAACCAUUGGAUCCAUGUUCACCAUCACCGUGUGGACCCAAUAGUAAGUGUCGCGAAGUGAAUAGUCAAGCAGUCUGCACGUGUCUUCCGGAAUACAGAGGAAUUCCACCGAACUGUAGGCCUCACUGUGUGGUCAAUGCUGAAUGUCCAGCUCACUUGGCUUGUUUGAAUAAGAAAUGCAUGGAUCCAUGUCCAAACACCUGUGGAUUGAGAGCAUUGUGUACUACUAAGAAUCAUAAUCCUAUUUGUACUUGUCCUGUUGGAUUUACGGGAGAUCCUUUCUCACUAUGCUCGCCUGCGCAAGAAGUUCAACCGUUCACGGAACGACCGCCGUCCUGCACUCCAUCACCAUGCGGUCCGAAUUCCCUGUGUCAGAUCAUAUCCGGAAACCCAGCGUGCUCCUGUUUACCAAAUUACAUCGGUGUUCCUCCAGAGUGCAGACCAGAGUGCAUUCUAAGCUCCGAAUGCAAGAGUCACCUUGCUUGUGUGAACCAGAAAUGUCAGGAUCCUUGUCCAGGAUCUUGUGGCGUUAAUGCUCAGUGUCACGUACUGAAUCACAUUCCUGUUUGCACCUGUAUGAAUGGUUUCACUGGCGAUCCGUUUACACAGUGCACAGUGAUUCCACCAACAACUGUACCAUCUGUGAGCGAUCCGUGCAGCCCAUCGCCCUGUGGACCUAACGCCGUAUGCAAAAAUGGAGAUUGCGAGUGCUUACCUGAAUAUAUCGGCAAUCCGUACGAAGCUUGUCGACCAGAAUGUAUUCUCAAUUCGGAAUGUGCACGCGAUAAGACUUGCCUGAAGAAUAAAUGCAGAGAUCCUUGCCCUGGCACAUGCGGACAGAAUGCGGUGUGCGAUGUUGUGAAUCAUAUUCCUGUGUGUUCCUGUAUACCUGGAUACAUUGGAGAUCCGUUCGUCAGCUGUCGUGUCCAACCACAAGUUCCACAAGCAAUGAGAGAUCCAUGCUCGCCCUCACCAUGUGGGCCAAACAGCCAAUGUCGUAACAUCGAGGACCACGCAGUGUGUUCUUGUCUUCAGGGAUAUCUCGGAUCACCACCUUCGUGCAGACCAGAAUGCGUGGUCAGUACGGAAUGUCCUCCGACUCGUGCUUGCGUGAACAAAAAAUGCACGGAUCCCUGUUUGGGUUCUUGCGGCUUGAACGCCAGAUGCGAAGUGAUCAACCAUUCGCCGAUCUGCAGUUGUCUUUCUGGACAAACUGGAGAUCCUUUCAAGAGCUGCUACGAUACUCCGAUCUUACCAGACGUCAAAGACACGGGAGAUCCAUGCAAUCCAUCGCCAUGCGGUCCGAAUGCUCAAUGCCACAACGUGAAUGGCUACCCAUCCUGUUCUUGUCUUCCAACUUAUAUCGGAACCCCGCCGUCUUGUCGUCCGGAGUGUCUCAUAAAUCCCGACUGCCCAUCGGACAAAGCUUGCGUAAAUUCCAAAUGCACGGAUCCUUGUGCAGGGUCCUGUGCCGAAAAUGCCAGGUGUUUGGUAGUCAAUCAUGCUGUUACCUGCUCGUGUCUAGCCGACUACACAGGAAAUCCUUUCGUCCAAUGUGUCGAACUGGAUCAAGAACCAAUCAAUCCAUGCGAGCCUUCGCCUUGUGGUCCAAACGCGAUCUGCCAACAACGUGACAACGUCGGUGCGUGUAUCUGCAUCGACGAUUACCACGGAAAUCCCUACGAAGGCUGCCAACCAGAAUGCAUCCUCAGUUCAGACUGUCCAACGAACAAAGCCUGCGUUCGCAACAAAUGUGAAGAUCCGUGUCCAGGAAUAUGCGGCAUCCAGGCUCAGUGUUCCGUCAUCAACCACAUCCCUACUUGCACAUGUCAACCUGGCUACGUAGGAGAUCCCUUCAGCAUCUGUAAUUUACCAAUCAAUGCAGACACUGAGCCCACUGUCACUGAUCCAUGUAGUCCUACGCCUUGCGGACCCAAUAGCUUGUGCAGAGCUGUGAAAGAUCAAGCUGUGUGUACUUGCCAGGAAUCGUUCGUUGGCUCUCCGCCUAACUGCAAGCCUGAGUGUGUCGUAAAUUCUGAAUGCCCUCAAAAUAGGGCUUGUUACAAAUACAAGUGUAAUGAUCCUUGUCCUGGAACGUGUGGAGUGGGAGCUAAUUGUCGUGUAAUUAAUCACAAUCCGCUGUGUAGCUGCCCUCAGGGUACUACGGGAGAUCCUUUCUCUAGAUGCUAUCCUCAGGCGAUCACACCAACGCCACCAGUGGGUGAUCCUUGCAGCCCAAGUCCGUGCGGCCUCUACGCAGAAUGUAGAGCAAUUGGCGAUCAAGCUGCUUGUUCAUGUCUCAAGAACUACAUAGGGCUACCACCAAAUUGUCGACCAGAGUGCGUCGUUAACACAGAUUGUCCUUCUAAUCAAGCCUGCAUCUCGGAAAAAUGCAGAGAUCCUUGCAUUGGAUCGUGUGGACAAAAUGCAGAUUGCAGGGUGCAGAAUCACAUUCCUGUCUGCUUGUGCCAACCAGGAUACACCGGCGAUCCUUUCACGCUAUGCUCGCAGAUAAUAGAACAACCAAAGCCAGAAGAUCUGUGCAAUCCAUCCCCCUGUGGACCAAACGCAGAUUGCAGAGAGGGAAUCUGCACGUGCCUUCCAAACUAUUUCGGUGAUCCAUACUCGUACUGUCGUCCAGAAUGCACGAUGAAUUCGGACUGCUCUCGAGUAAAGGCGUGUGUCAAUCAAUUUUGCGUUGAUCCUUGUAUUGGCACGUGUGGAACCAAUGCGAAAUGCGACGUGGUCAAUCACAUUCCUAUGUGCAGCUGUUUCCCUGGUACCACUGGAGAUCCGUUCACACUGUGUCGACCACAGAUAUCUGAAGAACCAAGAAAACAACCAUGCACACCGUCUCCCUGUGGGCCGAACAGCAUUUGCAAGGUGGUGAACGAUCAUGCAGUCUGCUCUUGUCAGACUGACUUUAUCGGUAGUCCUCCUGCGUGCAGACCAGAGUGUGUAGUGAGUGCCGAGUGUCCGUUAACUCAGGCGUGUCUCGCUAACAAGUGUCAAGAUCCCUGUCCAGGAACUUGUGGACAGAAUACCAAGUGUCAAGUAGUCAAUCACAAUCCAAUAUGCAGCUGCUCCGAGGGACACACUGGCGAUCCUUUCACUAGAUGUUACAUCAUGCCAAGACAACCACCAGUACCAACGAACCCGUGUCAACCAUCUCCGUGCGGUCCGAACGCGGAGUGCCAAGUGCGAGGUGAUAGUUCAGCGUGUUCGUGUAUCGAGAAUUAUAUCGGUGUUCCACCAAAUUGUAGACCUCAGUGUACAAUUAAUCCCGAGUGUCCGCCGCAUUUAGCGUGUAUGCAACAAAAGUGUCGCGAUCCGUGCGUCGGUCUGUGCGGUUUGAACGCUCAGUGUACGGUGGUGAAUCAUCACGCGGUGUGUGCUUGUGUCGAUGGUUACAGAGGAAAUCCGUUCAGCGUUUGCGAGGCGAUCCCGAAUGAUACACCCUUAGAUAUUAGGAAACCAUGCGAGCCAUCCCCCUGUGGUACCAACGCGAUCUGUCGCGAGAACAAUGGCGUCGGUUCCUGUUCCUGUCUGCCAGACUACAUUGGUGACCCCUACGAAGGAUGCAGACCCGAAUGUACCCAAAAUCCCGAUUGCUCCAAGACGAUGGCCUGCAUGGGCCUCAAGUGCCGAGACCCCUGUCCAGGAACAUGUGGAUUGCAAGCCCGUUGCGAAACGAUCAAUCACGUACCUGCGUGUUCAUGUAACCCUGGAUACACUGGCAAUCCGUUCACCUAUUGCUCCCCCAUCUCCGUUGCUCCAAACCCCAUAGAGUCAAAUCCCUGUAGUCCGUCUCCAUGCGGACCGAAUAGUCAAUGUCGAAACGUCAACGACCAUGCUGUGUGUACCUGCCUGGCAAAUUUCAUUGGAAGCCCACCAACUUGUCGACCCGAAUGCGUGGUAAACAGUGAAUGUUCGAGGGAACUUGCGUGCAUUAAUCAAAAAUGCGCGUCCCCGUGCAUGAACUCGUGUGGUAUCAAUACGCAGUGUAAGGUGAUCAACCACAGCCCCAUAUGCAUCUGCAAUAUUGGAUACACUGGUGAUCCGUUUACGAAAUGCUUCCCUACUCCACAAUCACCCCAGAAAGACACUGACCUCGCUCCCAAAGAUCCAUGCGUGCCAUCACCCUGUGGCAUGUAUGCAGAAUGCAGGAACAUCGGUGGUACAGCCUCUUGUUCCUGCCUGCCAAGAUAUACAGGAUCCCCACCGACCUGUCGACCGGAAUGUCGCGUGAAUUCAGAUUGCCCCAUGAAUCUUGCGUGUACCAAUGAGAAGUGCAGAGAUCCUUGCCAAGGAUCCUGUGGUGUCACGUCCCUGUGCACGGUUUACAACCACGUGCCUGUGUGCACCUGCCCUGAAGGAUACACCGGCGAUCCUUUCAGCAAUUGCUAUCCUGCACCCAUUAAACCAACUGAACCAACUGUUGUUGACCCUUGUGCAUCGUCACCAUGUGGACCUAAUACACGUUGCGACAGUGGAAUUUGCACAUGUUUACCAGAGUAUCAGGGAGAUCCUUAUGUUGGUUGUCGACCAGAGUGUGUACUGAAUACGGAUUGUCCUCAGAAUCGAGCUUGCAUCAGGAACAAAUGUGUCGAUCCUUGUCCCGGUACAUGUGGUCGAAAUGCGCAGUGUCUGAUAUUCAAUCAUGUGCCCAUGUGCAGCUGCCCUAGUGGAAUGGUUGGAAAUGCAUUUGUUCAGUGCACUGUCCUUCAAGAUACUGUAAAGAGGAAUCCCUGUUCGCCGUCACCCUGUGGACCAAAUAGCGUGUGUAGAGAGAUAAAUGAACAACCAGUGUGUUCCUGCGUAGCAGGAUUCCUGGGUGCACCACCUACCUGUAGACCAGAAUGUACAGUCAGUUCAGAUUGUCCUUUAUCAGAAGCUUGUAGCAAUCAGAAAUGUGUCAAUCCCUGUCCCGGUUCAUGUGGAUUCAGAGCUAUUUGUAACGUUGUCAAUCAUAAUCCUAUAUGCAGUUGUCCAUCAGAACUCACUGGCGAUCCAUUUGUUCAAUGUGUUCCACGACCACCCGAGCCCGUACUACCACAAAACCCAUGCGAACCUUCUCCAUGCGGACCCAAUGCAGAAUGCAGAGUGGUCAAUGACGCUCCCUCUUGUUCUUGUUCGUCUGAAUUCAUAGGCACACCUCCCAAUUGCAGACCCGAAUGUAUCAGUAAUAGCGAAUGUUCUGGUCACAUGGCGUGUAUGAAUCAGAAAUGCAGAGACCCUUGUCCAGGAUCCUGUGGCGCUAACGCUGAAUGUCGCGUUGUCAGUCAUACGCCUAUGUGUGUGUGUCCGAGCGACUAUACCGGUGAUCCUUUCACUCAAUGUACACCUAGACCACCUGUCCCUGUGAAUAUUUCUCCAUGUACUCCUUCGCCAUGUGGCUUCAACGCGAUAUGCAAAGAACAAAACGGUAUAGGCUCGUGUUCCUGUUCUCCCGAUUACAUUGGCAACCCUUACGAAGGUUGUCGCCCUGAAUGUGUCGUUGAUACGGACUGUCCAUCCACCUUGAGCUGUAUACGUUCUAAAUGUCAAGAUCCUUGUCCAGGCACUUGUGGAACGAACACAGAGUGCAAAGUUAUCAAUCAUCGUCCUGCGUGCACGUGUAUUCAAGGUUACAGUGGAAAUCCCUUCCAAUACUGCACCUUGAUGCGUGAAUUUGAAGAUAAACCGACGUACAAGGACCCAUGCAAUCCUUCACCUUGCGGACCAAACAGUCAAUGUCGAGUAGUAAAUGAUCAAGGGGUUUGUUCCUGUCUGCCAGAAUAUACAGGCGUACCUCCAAUGUGCCGACCUGAGUGCGUUCUAAACUCAGAAUGUCCUCAAGAUCGUGCAUGUAUUAACCAGAAAUGCGUGGAUCCGUGUCCAGCAUCUUGUGGCACAUUUGCUACAUGCGUGGUCAGGAAUCACAGUCCAAUCUGUGCAUGUAGGCAAUCAUACACGGGAGAUCCCUUCACCAGAUGCUUCCCUAUUCCACAAGCUACGCCUCCUACAGCACUCGAAGUUACACAACCAUGUUUGCCUUCUCCUUGCGGUCCAAAUUCAGAAUGUCGUGUGGUUAAUGGUGGACCAUCUUGUCAAUGUCGAUCAUCUUAUAUUGGAAGUCCUCCAAACUGUCGUCCAGAAUGUACAGUGAAUUCUGAUUGUUCUCCUAGUCAGGCUUGCAUGAGAGCAAAAUGCGGAGACCCUUGUCCAGGUUCUUGUGGAUCUAAUGCUCAGUGUACUGUACUCAAUCACGUUCCUAUAUGUUCCUGCUUCGAAGGAUACACAGGAGAUCCUUUCAGUAACUGCUAUCCUGCUCCCGUUAAGCCAACUGAACCCACUGUUGCUGACCCUUGUACACCAUCGCCUUGUGGUCCCAAUGCACGUUGUGACAAUGGAAUUUGUACAUGUCUAUCAGAAUAUCAGGGUGAUCCAUACGUAGGUUGUCGUCCAGAAUGUGUAUUGAAUACGGACUGCCCUCAGAAUAGAGCUUGUUUAAGAAACAAGUGCGUUGAUCCUUGUCCUGGUACAUGUGGUGUCAACGCAGAAUGUUUAGUAUACAAUCACGUGCCCAUGUGCAGUUGUCCUAAUGGAAUGGUUGGAAACGCAUUCGUUCAGUGCACAAUUCUUCAAGAUACCGUCAAAGGAAACCCAUGUUCGCCUUCACCGUGUGGACCAAACAGUGUUUGUCGAGAGAUCAAUGGUCAGCCUGUUUGCUCCUGCGUAGCAGGAUACUUAGGAGCACCACCAACUUGCAGACCAGAAUGUACAGUCAGUUCCGAUUGUCCGCCGACACAGGCUUGCACCAAUCAGAAAUGUGUCAAUCCUUGCCCUGGUACAUGUGGGUUUAGAGCCAUCUGCAAUGUUGUCAAUCAUAAUCCGAUAUGCAGCUGUCCACCUGAACUCUCUGGCGAUCCAUUUGUUCAGUGUGUUCCACGACCACCCGAGCCCGUAGUACCACAAAACCCAUGCGAACCAUCUCCGUGUGGACCCAAUGCAGAAUGCAGAGUCGUCAAUGGUGCACCCUCUUGUUCCUGUUUGUCGGAAUUCAUAGGAGCCCCACCUAAUUGCAGGCCGGAAUGUGUUAGCAAUAGUGAAUGUCCUAGUCAGUUUGCUUGUAUGAAUAAAAAAUGCAGGGAUCCUUGUCCUGGAUCUUGUGGGGCUAAUGCCGAGUGUCGUGUUGUCAGUCAUACACCUAUGUGUAUUUGCCCUGAUCAAUAUACUGGUGAUCCUUUCACUCAGUGUACACUCAAACCACCUGUUCCCGUCAAUCUCUCCCCAUGUAGUCCAUCACCGUGCGGUUUCAAUGCGAUAUGUAAAGAACAGAACGGUGUCGGUUCAUGUUCCUGUGCAGCCGAUUACAUUGGCAACCCUUACGAAGGGUGCCGCCCUGAGUGUGUCGUUGACACGGACUGUCCAUCGGCAUUAAGUUGUAUACGCUCUAAAUGCCAAGAUCCCUGCCCAGGUACCUGUGGCACGAACGCAGAAUGCAAGGUCAUCAAUCAUCGUCCUGCGUGCACGUGCUUCCGAGACUACACUGGGAAUCCAUUCCAAUACUGUACCUUGAUACGUGAAAUAGGUACGAAAAAUCUCUCAGAUGAUCCGUGCAACCCUUCACCCUGUGGACCAAACAGUCAGUGUCGCGUAGUAAACGGUCAAGGAGUCUGCUCCUGUCUACCAGAAUUCACGGGUGCACCUCCUAUGUGUCGCCCCGAGUGUACUCUAAAUUCCGAGUGCCCUGAAGAACGUGCAUGCGUUAAACAGAAAUGUGUGAACCCGUGCCCCGCAUCUUGUGGCACAUUUGCCACAUGUGUGGUAAAAAAUCACAGUCCAAUUUGUGCUUGCAGAGAAGCAUACACUGGAGAUCCAUUCACUAGAUGUUUCCCCAUCCCACAAGCCUUACCACCAUCCACAGUCGAACCUUCACAACCUUGCUUGCCAUCUCCUUGUGGUCCAAAUUCAGAGUGUCGUGUAGUUAACGGAGGUCCAUCUUGUCAAUGUUUACCAACUUACAUUGGAAGUCCACCAAACUGUCGUCCAGAGUGUACAGUUAGCUCUGACUGUUCUCCUAGUCAAGCUUGUAUAAGACAAAAAUGCAGAGAUCCUUGUCCAGGUUCUUGUGGAUCUAACGCACAGUGUACAGUAUCGAAUCACGUUCCUGUAUGUUCGUGUCUAAGCGGAUACACAGGAGAUCCUUUCAGCAGUUGCAAUCUUGCACCAGUUAAACCAACUGAACCCACGAUUAUUGACCCUUGUGCAUCAUCACCUUGCGGUCCCAAUGCACGUUGCGACAGUGGAAUCUGUACAUGUUUACCGGAGUAUCAAGGAGAUCCUUACAUUGGUUGUCGACCAGAAUGUGUGUUGAAUACAGAUUGCCCUCAAAAUCGUGCUUGUCUGAGAAACAAGUGUGUUGAUCCUUGUCCUGGUACUUGUGGUAUCAAUGCAGAAUGUUUAGUAUACAAUCACGUGCCCAUGUGCAGUUGUCCUAAUGGAAUGAUCGGAAACGCAUUCGUUCAGUGCACUGUUCUCCAAGGUACAAAUUAAGAAAUUUCAUUUGCGAUGAUAAUUUAAUUCUCAUCUCACACGCCUCUGACUGUCUCCCAUUAUAUUUUAACGAUAGAUACCAUAACAAGAAACCCUUGUUCACCUUCACCAUGUGGACCAAACAGUAUUUGUCGAGAGAUCAAUGGACAGCCCGUUUGUUCGUGCGUAGCAGGAUUCCUAGGUGCUCCUCCAACUUGUAGACCAGAAUGUACACUCAGUUCUGAUUGUUCUCUAUCAGAAGCUUGUAGUAAUCAAAAAUGUGUCAACCCUUGUCCCGGCUCAUGUGGAUUCAGAGCUACUUGUAACGUUGUCAAUCAUAAUCCUAUAUGUAGCUGCCCACCAGACCUCACUGGCGAUCCAUUUGUUCAAUGUACCCCACGCCCACCUGAGCCCGUUGUGCCACAAAACCCAUGCGAACCUUCUCCAUGCGGACCAAAUUCUCAAUGUAGAGUUGUCAACGAUGCUCCCUCAUGUUCUUGUUCUCUAGAGUACAUAGGCGCACCUCCCAAUUGUCGACCGGAAUGUGUCAGUAAUAGUGAAUGUCCAAGUCAGUUGGCUUGUAUGAACCAAAAAUGCAGAGAUCCUUGUCCUGGAUCCUGUGGAGCUAACGCAGAGUGUCGCGUUGUCAGUCACACUCCGAUGUGUAUCUGCCCCGACGCUUAUGUUGGUGAUCCCUUCACUCAGUGUACACCUAGACCACCUAUCCCUAUCAAUAUUUCUCCAUGCACCCCAUCACCGUGUGGCUUCAACGCGAUAUGCAGAGAACAAAACGGUGUAGGUUCCUGUUCCUGUUUAAAUGAUUAUAUUGGCAACCCCUAUCAAGGAUGUCGCCCUGAAUGUGUCGUUGACACUGACUGUUCAUCCACAUUGAGCUGCAUACGCUCUAAAUGUCAGGAUCCUUGCCCCGGCACGUGUGGCACGAACGCAGAGUGCAAAGUCAUCAAUCAUCGUCCUGCAUGCACUUGUCUCCAAGGUUACAGUGGAAAUCCCUUCCAAUACUGUACAGUAAUCCGAGAAAUAGAAGAUAAACCAACGUAUAAGGAUCCAUGCAACCCUUCACCUUGCGGACCAAAUAGUCAAUGUCGAGUAGUAAAUGAUCAAGGUGUUUGCUCUUGUUUGGCUGAAUUCACUGGCACACCCCCCAUGUGCCGCCCUGAGUGUACUUUAAAUUCAGAAUGUUCACAAGAUCGUGCGUGCGUUAACCAGAAAUGUGUUAAUCCAUGUCCUGCUUCAUGUGGAACUUUCGCCACUUGCAUGAUCAGGAAUCACAGCCCAAUUUGUGCCUGCAGAGAAUCAUACACCGGGGAUCCCUUCACUAGAUGUUUCCCCAUUCCACAAGCUGCACCACCUACAGCAGUCGAAGUUUCACAACCAUGUUUGCCUUCUCCUUGCGGUCCAAAUUCAGAAUGUCGUGUGGUUAAUGGUGGACCAUCUUGUCAAUGUCUACCAACUUAUAUUGGAAGUCCUCCAAAUUGUCGUCCAGAGUGUACAGUAAAUUCUGAUUGUUCCGCAAGCCAGGCUUGCAUGAGACAAAGGUGCAGAGAUCCUUGUCCAGGUUCAUGUGGUUCCAAUGCCCAGUGCACGGUGCUUAAUCACGUCCCUAUAUGCACCUGUUUCGAAGGAUACACUGGAGAUCCUUUCAGUAACUGCAAUCUCGCUCCCGUCAUACCAAGUAAGAAAGACGUUGAUCCCUGUGCAUCAUCACCUUGUGGACCCAAUGCACGUUGCGACAAUGGAAUUUGUACAUGUUUGGCAGAAUACCAAGGGGAUCCUUAUAUAGGUUGUCGACCAGAAUGUGUACUGAACACAGAUUGUCCUCAAAAUCGAGCUUGUUUAAGGAAUAAGUGUAUCGAUCCUUGUCCUGGUACAUGUGGUUUAAAUGCAGAAUGUUUAGUAUACAAUCAUGUGCCUAUGUGUACCUGCCCCAUUGGCAUGAUUGGAAAUGCUUUCGUUCAGUGCACUGUCUCCCAAGAUACCAUAGAAAGAAAUCCAUGCUCUCCUUCGCCAUGUGGACCAAACAGUAUCUGUCGAGAAAUCAAUGGACAACCUGUCUGCUCCUGCGUAGCAGGAUACUUAGGAGCACCACCAACUUGUAGACCAGAGUGCACAGUCAGUACUGAUUGUCCAUUGACACAAGCUUGUACCAAUCAGAAGUGUGUAAAUCCAUGUCCGGGUUCAUGUGGAUUCAGAGCUGUUUGCAACGUUGUAAAUCAUAAUCCUAUAUGCAGUUGUCCAGCAGAUCUCUCUGGUGAUCCGUUUGUUCAAUGUGUUCCACCACCACCCGAACCCGUAGUGCCACAAAAUCCAUGCGAACCUACUCCGUGCGGCCCCAACUCUCAAUGUAGAGUUGUCAACGAUGCUCCCUCAUGUUCUUGUUCUCCAGAAUUUAUAGGCGCACCUCCCAAUUGUCGACCGGAAUGUGUCAGUAAUAGUGAAUGUCCUAGUCAGUUUGCUUGCAUCAAUCAGAAAUGCAGAGAUCCUUGUCCUGGAUCCUGCGGGGCGAACGCGGAGUGUCGUGUUGUCAGUCAUACUCCAAUGUGUGUUUGCCCCGAGGAUUAUACUGGUGACCCCUUCACGCAGUGUACACCAAGACCACCCGUUCCCGUCAGUCUUUCUCCGUGCACCCCAUCACCAUGCGGUUUCAAUGCGAUAUGCAAAGAGCAAAACGGUGUGGGAUCUUGUUCCUGCUUGUCUGAUUACAUUGGUAAUCCUUAUGAAGGAUGUCGACCAGAAUGUGUCAUUGAUACCGAUUGUGCAUCCACAUUGAGCUGUAUACGAUCCAAAUGUCAAGAUCCUUGUCCAGGGACUUGUGGUACAAAUGCAGAGUGUAAGGUCAUAAAUCACCGCCCUGCAUGUACAUGCAUUCAAGGAUACAGUGGAAAUCCCUUCCAAUUCUGUACUCUCAUACGGGAGAUAGAAGAUGACACGAAAUACAAAGAUCCGUGCAACCCUUCACCUUGCGGACCCAACAGUCAGUGUCGCGUAGUAAACGGACAAGGAGUCUGCUCUUGUUUGGCAGAAUUCACUGGCACACCUCCCAUGUGUCGUCCCGAGUGUACUUUAAAUUCGGAAUGUCCACAAGAUCGUGCGUGCGUUAACCAGAAAUGUGUUAAUCCAUGCCCUGCUUCGUGUGGAACAUUCGCCACUUGCGUGGUCAGAAACCAUAGUCCAAUUUGUGCCUGCAGAGAUUCAUAUACCGGCGAUCCAUUUACCAGAUGUUUCCCUAUUCCACCUACACCACCUACUGCAAUUGAAGUUUCGCAACCUUGUUUGCCCUCUCCUUGUGGUCCGAAUUCUGAAUGUCGUGUUAUCAAUGGUGGCCCAUCUUGCCAGUGUCGGACAACUUACGUUGGAAGUCCACCAAACUGUCGGCCAGAAUGUACGGUCAACUCCGAUUGUUCCCCAAGUCAGGCCUGCAUGAGAGAAAAAUGCAGGGACCCUUGCCCAGGUUCUUGUGGUUCCAACGCCCAGUGUACAGUACUCAAUCACGUUCCUAUAUGUUCCUGCUUCAACGGAUACACCGGAGAUCCUUUCAGCAAUUGUUAUCCAAUUCCUGUGACGCCAACGGAACCGUCAGUGGUUGAUCCUUGCGCAUCAUCCCCUUGUGGCCCUAACGCACGGUGCGAAAGCGGCAUUUGUACAUGCUUGGCUGACUAUCAGGGUGAUCCAUAUGCUGGGUGCCGACCAGAGUGUGUACUGAACACCGAUUGUGCCCAGAACCGCGCUUGUUUGAGAAACAAAUGCGUCGACCCUUGCCCUGGUACUUGCGGGCGAAACGCAGAGUGUUUCGUAUACAAUCAUGUGCCCAUGUGCAGUUGCCCAAGUGGAAUGGUUGGAAAUGCGUUCGUACUGUGCACUGUCGCUCAAGAUACCGUAAAGGGCAACCCAUGCUCUCCUUCGCCUUGCGGACCAAACAGUGUCUGUCGAGAAAUUAAUGGACAACCUGUCUGCUCCUGCGUAUCUGGAUUUUUGGGAACACCACCUACCUGUAGACCAGAGUGUACAGUCAGCUCUGAUUGUUCCCUGACACAAGCUUGUAGCAACCAGAAAUGUGUCAAUCCAUGCUCUGGCACAUGUGGGUUCAGAGCCAUUUGCAACGUCGUCAAUCAUAAUCCCAUAUGUGGCUGCCCACCUGAACUUACAGGCGAUCCGUUCGUCCAAUGUAUCCCCCGACCUCCAGAGCCCGCAGUACCGCAAAAUCCAUGCGAACCCUCUCCGUGUGGACCCAAUGCAGAAUGCAGAGUCGUCAAUGAUGCUCCCUCUUGUUCUUGUUUAUCGCAGUUCAUAGGUACCCCACCAAAUUGUAGACCCGAAUGUGGCAGCAAUAGCGAAUGUCCCAGUCAGUUGGCUUGCAUCAAUCAGAAGUGCAGGGAUCCUUGCCCUGGAUCCUGCGGGGCAAACGCGGAAUGUCGUGUGGUCAGUCAUACCCCUAUGUGUGCCUGUUUGAACGACUAUACCGGUGACCCCUUCACUCAGUGUACACCUACGCCACUUGUUCCCGUCAAUCUCUCCCCAUGUAGUCCAUCACCGUGUGGUUUCAAUGCUAUAUGCAAAGAACAGAACGGUGUCGGAUCAUGUUCCUGUGCUGCUGAUUACAUCGGCAAUCCUUAUGAAGGAUGCCGCCCCGAAUGUGUCGUUGACACUGACUGUCCAUCUACAUUAAGCUGUAUACGUUCCAAAUGUCAAGAUCCCUGUCCAGGUACCUGUGGCACUAAUGCAGAAUGCAAGGUUAUCAAUCACCGGCCUGCGUGCACAUGCGUUCCUGGUUACAGUGGAAAUCCCUUCCAAUAUUGCUCCGUAAUGCCCGCAAUAGAGGACGAAACGAAGUAUAAGGAUCCCUGCAAUCCUUCACCCUGCGGACCCAAUAGUCAGUGUCGCGUAGUAAACGGACAAGGUGUCUGCUCUUGCCUGGCUGAAUUCACUGGCACACCUCCCAUGUGUCGUCCCGAGUGUACUUUAAAUUCGGAAUGCCCACAGGAUCGUGCCUGUGUUAGUCAGAAAUGUGUUAAUCCAUGCCCUGCUUCAUGUGGAACAUAUGCCACUUGCGUUGUCAGAAACCAUAGUCCAAUUUGUGCCUGCAGAGACUCAUAUACCGGAGAUCCAUUCACUAGAUGUUUCCCCGUUCCACAAGCUGCACCACCUACUGCAAUUGAAGUUUCGCAACCUUGUUUGCCCUCUCCUUGUGGUCCAAAUUCUGAAUGUCGUGUGAUCAAUGGUGGCCCAUCUUGCCAGUGUCGGUCAACUUACGUUGGAAGUCCACCAAACUGUCGGCCAGAAUGUACAGUCAACUCCGAUUGUUCCCCUAGUCAAGCCUGCAUGAGAGAAAAAUGCAGGGACCCUUGUCCAGGUUCUUGUGGUUCCAACGCCCAGUGCACUGUACUCAAUCACGUUCCUAUAUGUUCCUGCUUUAACGGAUACACCGGAGAUCCUUUCAGCAAUUGUUAUCCAAUUCCUAUGACACCAACUGAACCGUCAGUGGUUGAUCCUUGCGCAUCAUCACCUUGUGGCCCCAAUGCACGUUGUGAAAGCGGAACCUGUACAUGCUUGACAGACUAUCAGGGUGAUCCAUAUGUUGGAUGCCGACCAGAGUGUGUACUGAAUACCGAUUGUGCUCAGAAUCGCGCUUGUUUGAAAAACAAAUGCGUCGAUCCUUGCCCUGGUACUUGCGGUCGAAAUGCAGAGUGUCUCGUAUACAAUCAUGUGCCCAUGUGCAGUUGUCCAAGUGGAAUGGUCGGAAAUGCGUUCGUACUGUGCACUGUCGCUCAAGAUACCGAAAAGGGUAACCCAUGCUCUCCUUCGCCAUGUGGACCAAACAGUAUCUGUCGAGAAAUCAAUGGACAACCUGUCUGCUCUUGCGUAGCAGGAUACUUAGGAGCACCACCAACUUGCAGACCAGAAUGUACAGUCAGUUCCGAUUGUCCACCGACACAGGCUUGCACCAAUCAGAAAUGUGUCAAUCCUUGCCCUGGUACAUGUGGGUUCAGAGCCAUUUGCAAUGUUGUCAAUCAUAAUCCGAUAUGCAGCUGUCCACCUGAACUCUCUGGCGAUCCAUUUGUUCAGUGUGUUCCACGACCACCAGAGCCCGUAGUGCCACAAAACCCUUGCGAACCCUCUCCGUGUGGACCCAAUGCAGAAUGCAGAGUCGUUAAUGAUGCUCCCUCUUGCUCUUGUUUAUCGGAAUUUAUAGGUACCCCACCAAAUUGUAGACCCGAAUGUGGCAGCAAUAGCGAAUGCCCCAGUCAAUUGGCUUGCAUCAAUCAGAAGUGCAGAGAUCCUUGCCCUGGAUCCUGUGGGGCAAACGCGGAAUGUCGUGUUGUCAGUCACACCCCUAUGUGUGCCUGUUUGAAUGACUAUACCGGUGACCCCUUCACUCAGUGUACACCUAUGCCACUUGUUCCCGUCAAUCUCUCCCCAUGUAGUCCAUCACCGUGUGGUUUCAAUGCUAUAUGCAAAGAACAGAACGGUGUCGGAUCAUGUUCCUGUGCUGCUGAUUAUAUCGGCAACCCUUAUGAAGGAUGCCGCCCUGAAUGUGUCGUUGACACUGACUGUCCAUCUACACUGAGCUGUAUACGUUCCAAAUGUCAAGACCCAUGUCCGGGCACCUGUGGUGCAAACUCAGAGUGUAAGGUCAUCAAUCAUCGGCCAGCGUGCACAUGCAUUCCUGGUUACAGUGGAAAUCCCUUCCAAUACUGCUCCGUAAUGCCCGCAAUAGAGGAUGAGAUGCAGUAUAAGGACCCGUGCAGUCCUUCACCUUGCGGACCCAACAGUCAAUGUCGCGUAGUAAAUGGUCAAGGUGUAUGCUCUUGCCUGGCAGAAUUCACUGGCACACCUCCCAUGUGUCGUCCUGAGUGUACUUUAAAUUCGGAAUGUCCUCAGGAUCGUGCAUGUGUUAAACAAAAAUGCAUGAACCCCUGUCCCGCUUCGUGUGGCACUUUCGCCACUUGCGUUGUCAGGAACCAUAGUCCAAUUUGUGCCUGCAGAGACUCAUAUACCGGAGAUCCAUUCACUAGAUGUUUCCCCAUUCCACAAGCCUUACCACCAUCCACAGUCGAACCUUCACAACCGUGCUUGCCAUCCCCUUGUGGUCCAAAUUCGGAGUGCCGUGUAGUUAACGGAGGUCCAUCUUGUCAAUGUCUAUCAACAUACAUUGGAAGCCCACCAAACUGUCGUCCAGAAUGUACAGUAAACUCUGACUGUUCACCUAGUCAAGCCUGCAUGAGAGAAAAAUGCAGGGACCCUUGUCCAGGCUCCUGUGGUAACAAUGCUCAGUGCACGGUGCUCAAUCACGUUCCUAUAUGUUCCUGCUUCAAUGGAUACACUGGAGAUCCCUUUAGCAAUUGCUACCCUGCUCCCGCGACACCAACUGAACCGUCUGUGGUUGAUCCUUGUGCAUCAUCCCCUUGUGGCCCUAAUGCACGGUGCGAAAGUGGCAUUUGUACAUGCUUGGCUGACUAUCAGGGUGAUCCAUAUGUUGGAUGCCGACCAGAGUGUGUACUGAAUACAGAUUGUGCCCAGAAUAGCGCUUGUUUGAGGAACAAAUGCGUCGAUCCUUGUCCUGGUACUUGCGGUCGAAAUGCAGAGUGUCUCGUAUACAAUCAUGUGCCCAUGUGCAGUUGCCCAAGUGGAAUGGUUGGCAAUGCGUUCGUACUGUGCACUGUCGCUCAAGAUACCGUAAAGGGCAAGCCUUGCUCUCCUUCGCCUUGUGGACCAAACAGUGUCUGUCGAGAAAUCAAUGGGCAAUCUGUCUGUUCCUGCGUAUCUGGAUUUUUGGGAACUCCACCUACCUGCAGACCAGAGUGUACAAUCAGCUCCGAUUGUCCUUUGACACAAGCUUGUAGUAACCAGAAAUGUGUCAAUCCAUGCUCUGGUACAUGUGGGUUCAGGGCCACCUGCACCGUCGUCAAUCAUAAUCCCAUAUGUAGCUGUCCGCCUGAACUUACAGGCGAUCCAUUCAUUCGAUGUGCUCCGCGACGUAAGAUUUCACCCGAACCCAUUGUGCCACAAAAUCCAUGCGAACCCUCUCCGUGUGGACCCAAUGCAGAAUGCAGAGUCGUCAAUGAUGCUCCGUCUUGCUCUUGUUUAUCGGAAUUCACAGGCACCCCACCCAAUUGCCGGCCCGAAUGUGGCAGUAAUAGCGAAUGUGCAACUCAUUUGGCUUGUAUCAAUCAGAAAUGCAGAGAUCCUUGUCCUGGAUCAUGUGGCGCGAACGCGGAAUGUCGUGUUGUCAGUCAUACCCCUAUGUGUGCCUGUUCCAACGACUAUACCGGUGAUCCCUUCACUCAAUGUACUCCUAUACCACCUGUUCCCGUGAAUCUUUCGCCAUGUAGUCCAUCACCUUGUGGCUUUAACGCUAUAUGCAAAGAGCAAAAUGGAGUAGGUUCUUGUUCCUGUUUACCUGACUAUAUCGGUAACCCCUACGAUGGGUGUCGUCCUGAGUGUGUCGUUGACACUGAUUGUCCAUCUACACUGAGCUGUAUACGUUCCAAAUGUCAAGACCCCUGCCCUGGUACCUGCGGCACUAACGCAGAGUGCAAGGUGAUCAAUCACAGGCCUGCGUGCACAUGCAUUCCGGGUUACAGUGGAAAUCCCUUCCAAUACUGCUCCGCAAUGCCCGCAAUAGAGGAUGAGAUGCAGUAUAAGAAUCCGUGCAGUCCUUCACCUUGCGGGCCCAACAGUCAAUGUCGCGUAGUAAAUGGUCAAGGUGUAUGCUCCUGUCUGCCAGAAUUUACGGGAGCUCCUCCUAUGUGCCGCCCAGAGUGUACUUUAAAUUCAGAAUGUCCUCAAGACCGUGCAUGUGUUAACCAAAAAUGCAUGAACCCUUGUCCCGCUUCGUGUGGCACUUUCGCCACUUGCGUCGUCAGGAACCAUAGUCCAAUUUGUGCCUGUAGAGACUCAUAUACCGGGGACCCAUUCACUAGAUGUUUCCCCAUUCCACCUUUACCACCAUCCACAGUCGAACCUUCACAACCGUGCUUGCCAUCCCCUUGUGGUCCAAAUUCGGAGUGCCGUGUAGUUAACGGAGGUCCUUCUUGUCAAUGUCUAUCAACUUACAUUGGAAGUCCACCAAACUGUCGACCAGAAUGUACAGUAAACUCUGACUGUUCUGCUAGUCAAGCCUGCAUGAGAGAAAAAUGCAGGGACCCUUGUCCAGGCUCCUGUGGUUCCAACGCCCAGUGCACGGUGCUCAAUCACGUUCCUAUAUGUUCCUGUUUCAAUGGAUACACUGGAGAUCCCUUUAGCAAUUGCUACCCUGCUCCCGCGACACCAACGGAACCGUCAGUGGCUGAUCCUUGCGCAUCAUCCCCUUGUGGUCCCAAUGCACGUUGCGAAAGUGGAAUCUGUACAUGCCUGACAGACUAUCAGGGUGAUCCAUAUGUUGGAUGCCGACCAGAGUGUGUACUGAAUACCGAUUGUGCUCAGAAUCGCGCUUGUUUGAGAAACAAAUGCGUCGACCCUUGUCCUGGUACUUGCGGUCGAAAUGCAGAGUGUCUCGUAUACAAUCAUGUGCCCAUGUGCAGUUGUCCAAGUGGAAUGGUUGGAAAUGCGUUCGUACUCUGCACUGUCGCUCAAGAUAUUGAAAAGGGUAACCCAUGCUCUCCUUCGCCAUGUGGACCCAACAGCGUGUGUCGAGAGAUCAAUGGUCAGCCUGUUUGCUCCUGCGUAGCAGGAUUCUUAGGAGCACCACCUACCUGUAGACCGGAGUGUACAGUCAGUUCCGAUUGUCCUCUGACACAAGCUUGUAGCAACCAGAAAUGUGUCAACCCAUGCUCUGGAACAUGCGGCUUCAGAGCCACUUGCAACGUCGUCAAUCAUAAUCCGAUAUGUGGCUGCCCACCUGAGCUUACAGGCGAUCCAUUUGUCCAAUGUGUCCCACGACCUCCCGAGCCUGCUGUACCGCAAAAUCCAUGCGAACCAUCUCCGUGUGGACCCAAUGCAGAAUGCAGAGUCGUCAAUGAUGCUCCGUCUUGCUCUUGUUUAUCUGAAUUCAUAGGCUCUCCACCAAAUUGCAGACCCGAAUGUGCCAGUAAUAGCGAAUGUGCAACUCAUUUGGCUUGUAUCAAUCAGAAAUGCAGAGAUCCUUGUCCUGGAUCAUGUGGCGCGAACGCGGAAUGUCGUGUUGUCAGUCAUACCCCUAUGUGUGCCUGUUCCAACGACUAUACCGGUGAUCCCUUCACUCAAUGUACUACUAUACCACCUGUUCCCGUGAAUCUUUCGCCAUGUAGUCCAUCACCUUGUGGCUUUAACGCUAUAUGCAAAGAGCAAAAUGGAGUAGGUUCUUGUUCCUGUUUAGCUGACUAUAUCGGUAACCCCUACGAUGGGUGUCGUCCUGAGUGUGUCGUUGACACUGAUUGUCCAUCUACACUGAGCUGUAUACGUUCCAAAUGUCAAGACCCCUGCCCUGGUACCUGCGGCACAAACGCGGAGUGCAAGGUGAUCAAUCACAGGCCUGCGUGCACAUGCAUUCAGGGUUACAGUGGAAAUCCCUUCCAAUACUGUUCCGUAAUGCCCGCAAUAGAGGAUGAGAUGCAGUAUAAGGAUCCGUGCAGUCCUUCACCUUGCGGACCCAACAGUCAAUGUCGCGUAGUGAACGGUCAAGGUGUAUGCUCUUGCCUGGCAGAAUUCACUGGCACACCUCCCAUGUGUCGUCCAGAGUGUACUUUAAAUUCGGAAUGUCCACAAGAUCGUGGGUGCGUUAACCAAAAAUGCGUGAACCCUUGUCCCGCAUCGUGUGGAACUUUCGCCACUUGCGUUGUCAGGAACCAUAGUCCAAUUUGUGCCUGCAGAGAUUCAUAUACCGGAGAUCCAUUCACUAGAUGUUUCCCCAUCCCACAAGCCUUACCACCAUCCAUAGACGAACCUUCACAACCGUGCUUGCCAUCCCCUUGUGGUCCAAAUUCGGAGUGCCGUGUAGUUAACGGUGGUCCAUCUUGUCAAUGUCUAUCCACAUACAUUGGAAGUCCACCAAACUGUCGACCAGAAUGUACAGUAAACUCUGACUGUUCACCUAGUCAAGCCUGCAUGAGAGAAAAAUGCAGGGACCCUUGUCCAGGCUCCUGUGGUUCCAACGCCCAGUGCACGGUGCUCAAUCAUGUUCCUAUAUGUUCCUGUUUCAAUGGAUACACUGGGGAUCCCUUUAGCAAUUGCUACCCUGCUCCCGCGACACCAACGGAACCGUCAGUGGCUGAUCCUUGCGCGUCUACCCCUUGUGGUCCCAAUGCACGUUGCGAAAGUGGAAUAUGUACAUGCCUGACAGACUAUCAGGGUGAUCCAUAUGUUGGAUGCCGACCAGAGUGUGUACUGAAUACCGAUUGUGCCCAGAACCGCGCUUGUUUGAGAAACAAAUGCGUCGACCCUUGUCCUGGUACUUGCGGUCGAAAUGCAGAGUGUCUCGUAUACAAUCAUGUGCCCAUGUGCAGUUGUCCAAGUGGAAUGGUUGGCAAUGCGUUCGUACUGUGCACUGUCGCUCAAGAUACCGUAAAGGGUAACCCAUGCUCUCCUUCGCCUUGUGGACCAAACAGCGUCUGUCGCGAGAUCAAUGGUCAGCCUGUUUGCUCCUGCGUAGCAGGAUUCUUAGGAGCACCACCUACCUGUAGACCGGAGUGUACAGUCAGUUCCGAUUGUCCUCUGACACAAGCUUGUAGCAACCAGAAAUGUGUCAACCCAUGUUCUGGAACAUGCGGCUUCAGAGCCACUUGCAACGUCGUCAAUCAUAAUCCCAUAUGUGGCUGCCCACCUCAGCUUACAGGCGAUCCAUUUGUCCAAUGUGUCCCACGACCUCCCGAGCCUGCUGUACCGCAAAAUCCAUGCGAACCAUCUCCGUGUGGACCCAAUGCAGAAUGCAGAGUCGUCAAUGAUGCUCCGUCUUGCUCUUGUUUAUCUGAAUUCAUAGGCACCCCUCCCAAUUGCAGACCUGAAUGUGCCAGUAAUAGCGAAUGUGCAACUCAUUUGGCUUGUAUCAAUCAGAAAUGCAGAGAUCCUUGUCCUGGAUCAUGUGGCGCGAACGCGGAAUGUCGUGUUGUCAGUCAUACCCCUAUGUGUGCCUGUUCCAACGACUAUACCGGUGAUCCCUUCAGUCAAUGUACUCCUAUACCAUCUGUUCCCGUGAAUCUUUCGCCAUGUAGUCCAUCACCUUGUGGCUUUAACGCUAUAUGCAAAGAGCAAAAUGGAGUAGGUUCUUGUUCCUGUUUAGCUGACUAUAUCGGCAACCCCUACGAUGGGUGUCGUCCUGAGUGUGUCGUUGACACUGAUUGUCCAUCUACACUGAGCUGUAUACGUUCCAAAUGUCAAGACCCCUGCCCUGGUACCUGCGGCACAAACGCGGAGUGCAAGGUGAUCAAUCACAGGCCUGCGUGCACAUGCAUUCAGGGUUACAGUGGAAAUCCCUUCCAAUACUGUUCCGUAAUGCCCGCAAUAGAGGAUGAGAUGCAGUAUAAGGAUCCGUGCAGUCCUUCACCUUGCGGACCCAACAGUCAAUGUCGCGUAGUAAACGGCCAAGGUGUAUGCUCCUGUCUACCAGAAUUCACGGGAGCGCCUCCUAUGUGCCAUCCGGAGUGUACUUUAAAUUCAGAAUGUCCACAAGAUCGCGCAUGUGUUAACCAAAAAUGCGUGAACCCUUGUCCCGCAUCGUGUGGCACUUUCGCAACUUGCGUGAUCAGGAACCACAGUCCAAUAUGUGCUUGUAGACCAUUAUAUACUGGAGAUCCUUUCACAAGAUGUUUCCCCAUGCCACAAUCCUCACCACCUACAGCAGUUGAUACUUCACAACCUUGUUUACCUUCUCCUUGUGGCCCAAAUUCAGAAUGUCGUGUAGUCAGUGGGGGCCCAUCUUGUCAGUGUCGACCAAGUUACGUUGGAAGUCCACCAAACUGUCGACCAGAAUGUACAGUGAAUUCUGACUGUUCACCUAGUCAAGCUUGCGUGAGAGAAAAGUGCACAGACCCCUGCCCGGGUUCUUGCGGUUCGAAUGCUCAAUGUAUGGUACUUAAUCACGUUCCUAUAUGUUCCUGCUUUGAAGGAUAUACGGGUGAUCCUUUUACUGGUUGCAACCUAACUCCCGUUAGUCCAACAGGACCAACUGUUGUCGAUCCUUGUGCAUUAUCGCCUUGUGGCGCUAACGCACGUUGUAAUGAUGGAAUCUGCACUUGUCUACCAGAAUAUCAGGGUGAUCCUUAUGUUGGUUGUCGACCAGAAUGCGUACUAAAUGGGGAUUGUCCUCAAAAUAAGGCUUGUCUAAGAAACAAGUGUGUUGAUCCUUGCCCUGGUACAUGUGGUGUAAAUGCACAGUGUCAAACGUAUAAUCAUGUGCCCAUGUGCAGCUGUCCUAGUGGAAUGGUGGGAAACGCCUUCGUUCAAUGCAAUGUUGUACAAGAAACCGAAAAGGAAAACCCUUGCUCUCCUUCGCCUUGUGGACCUAAUAGUGUCUGUCGACAGAUCAAUGAACAAGCAGUCUGCUCGUGCGUACCAGGAUAUCUAGGUUCUCCACCUACCUGUAGACCAGAAUGUACAGUCAGUUCCGACUGUCCUCUAACAGAAGCGUGUAACAAUCAAAAAUGUGUAAAUCCCUGUCCUGGUACUUGUGGAUUUAGAGCCACCUGCAAUGUUGUCAAUCACAAUCCUAUAUGUAGCUGUCCAGCUGAUCUCACUGGCGAUCCAUUUGUCCAAUGUGUCCCACGACCACCUGUGCCCGUAGUGCCACAAAAUCCAUGCGAACCCUCUCCAUGUGGUCCAAAUUCAGAAUGUAAAGUCGUGAAUGAUGCUCCUUCCUGUUCCUGUUCGCUAGAAUUUAUAGGCACUCCUCCCAAUUGUAGACCAGAAUGUGCUAGCAACAGCGAAUGUCCAAGUCAGAUGGCUUGCAUCAAUCAGAAAUGCAGAGAUCCUUGCCCUGGAUCCUGCGGAGCAAACGCGGAGUGUCGUGUUGUCAGUCACACUCCAAUGUGUGUCUGCCCUGAAGAUUAUACUGGCGAUCCUUUCACCCAAUGUGCACUUAGACCACCUGUCCCCAUCAAUAUUUCUCCUUGCACCCCAUCACCGUGUGGUUUCAACGCGAUAUGCAGAGAACAAAACGGCGUAGGUUCAUGCUCCUGUUUAACCGAUUAUAUGGGCAAUCCAUACGAAGGAUGUCGUCCAGAAUGUGUGAUUGACACGGAUUGUCCAUCCACAUUGAGUUGUAUACGUUCCAAAUGCCAAGAUCCCUGUCCUGGUACUUGUGGCACGAACACAGAAUGCAGAGUCAUUAAUCAUCGUCCUGCGUGCACGUGCAUUCAAGGUUACACUGGAAAUCCAUUCCAAUACUGCACCCCCAUUCCACAAAUAGAAGAUGAAACGCAAAAUAAGGAUCCGUGCAACCCUUCACCUUGCGGACCAAACAGUCAAUGUCGCAUCGUAAAUGGGCAAGGUGUUUGCUCUUGCCUGGCUGAAUUCACUGGCACACCUCCCAUGUGCCGUCCCGAGUGUACUUUAAAUUCAGAAUGCCCACAAGAUCGUGCGUGCGUUAACCAGAAGUGUGUUAAUCCAUGUCCUGCCUCUUGCGGAACAUUCGCCACUUGUGUAGUCAGGAACCAUAGUCCAAUCUGUGCGUGCAGAGAAUCAUAUACCGGAGAUCCUUUUACCAUAUGUUUCCCCACGCCACAGGCUACACCUCCUACAGCAGUCCAAGUUUCACAACCUUGUUUGCCUUCUCCGUGUGGUCCAAAUUCAGAAUGUCACAUAGUCAACGGAGGUCCAUCUUGUCAAUGUCUACCAACUUAUAUUGGAAGCCCUCCCAACUGUCGACCAGAGUGUACAGUAAACUCUGAUUGUUCCCCUAGUCAAGCUUGCAUGAGAGAAAAGUGCAGAGAUCCUUGCCCAGGUUCUUGUGGUUCCAAUGCUCAAUGUAUGGUCUUGAAUCAUAUCCCAAUAUGCUCCUGUUUCGAAGGAUACACGGGAGAUCCUUUCAGCAAUUGCUAUCCAGCUCCUAUUAGACCAAUUGAACCAAAUGUUGUCGAUUCCUGUGCAUCGUCGCCUUGUGGUCCUAAUGCACGUUGCGACAAUGGAGUCUGUACAUGUUUACCAGAGUACCAGGGUGAUCCUUAUGUUGGAUGCCGACCAGAAUGCGUAUUAAAUACGGAUUGCCCUUUGAAUCGAGCUUGUAUAAGAAACAAGUGUGUCGACCCUUGUCCUGGAACAUGUGGCUUAAAUGCAGAGUGUCGCGUAUAUAAUCACGUACCCAUGUGCAGUUGUCCCAGUGGAAUGGUUGGAAAUGCGUUUGUUCAGUGCAAUAUCCUACAAGAUACCGUAGAAGGAAACCCAUGUUCACCCUCGCCGUGUGGACCAAACAGUGUUUGUCGAGAGAUUAAUGGUCAGCCUGUCUGCUCCUGUGUAACAGGCUAUUUAGGAGCACCACCUUCUUGUAGACCAGAAUGUACAGUCAGCUCCGAUUGUCCCUUGACAGAAGCUUGUAAUAAUCAGAAGUGUGUAAAUCCUUGCCCCGGUUCGUGCGGAUUCAGAGCUACUUGCAACGUUGUAAAUCACAAUCCUAUAUGCAGCUGUCCACCUGAACUUUCUGGCGAUCCAUUUGUUCAGUGUGUUCCACGACCACCCGAGCCCGCAGUACCGCAAAACCCAUGCGAACCCUCUCCGUGUGGACCCAAUGCAGAAUGCAGAGUCGUCAAUGAUGCUCCCUCUUGCUCGUGUUUAUCGGAAUUUAUAGGCAGCCCACCCAAUUGCAGACCUGAAUGCGCCAGCAAUAGCGAAUGUCCAAGUCAGUUGGCCUGCGUGAAUCAAAAGUGCAGAGACCCUUGCCCUGGAUCCUGUGGGAUAAACGCUGAAUGUCGUGUUGUCAGUCACACUCCUCUGUGUGUUUGCCCUAGCGACUAUACUGGAGAUCCUUUCACUCAAUGUUCACCCAAUCCACCUGUCCCUGUCAGUCAGUCUCCGUGCACUCCAUCACCGUGCGGUUUCAACGCGAUAUGCAAAGAACAAAACGGUGUAGGAUCCUGUACCUGUUUGGCCGAUUACGUCGGUAACCCUUACGAAGGAUGUCGCCCCGAAUGCGUCGUUGACACUGACUGUCCAUCCACGCAGAGCUGUAUACGCUCUAGGUGUCAGGAUCCUUGUCCCGGCACAUGCGGCACAAAUGCAGAAUGCAAAGUCAUCAACCAUCGUCCUGCAUGCACGUGUAUUCAAGGUUAUAGUGGAAAUCCUUUCCAACAUUGCGCAUUGAUACGCGAAAUAGAAGAUGAAACGAAAUACAAAGAUCCGUGCAACCCUUCAUCUUGUGGACCUAACAGUCAAUGUCGCGUAGUAAAUGGUCAAGCUGUUUGCUCUUGUCUGCCAGAAUACACGGGCACGCCUCCAAUGUGUCGCCCCGAGUGUGUUCUAAACUCAGAGUGUCCUCAAGAUCGCGCUUGCGUUAACCAAAAGUGCAUGGACCCAUGCCCCAAUUCUUGUGGUACGUUUGCCACCUGCGUGGUCAAAAGUCACAGUCCGAUCUGUGCUUGCAGAGAAUCAUACACCGGAGAUCCUUUCAUCAGAUGUUUCCCCGCUCCACAAGCCCUACCACCUACAGCAGUCGAAGCUACACAGCCCUGUUUGCCUUCCCCGUGUGGUCCAAAUUCAGAAUGUCGUGUAGUCAAUGGCGGUCCAUCCUGUCAAUGUCUACCCACUUACAUUGGAAGCCCUCCAAAUUGUCGUCCAGAGUGUACAGUAAACUCUGACUGUUCACCUAGUAAAGCCUGUAUUGGAGAAAAAUGCAGAGACCCAUGCCCAGGUUCUUGCGGUUUCAAUGCUCAAUGUACAGUAUUCAAUCACGUUCCUAUGUGUUCCUGUAUCGCUGGAUAUACCGGUGAUCCUUUCAGUCAAUGCAAUCAACUAAUCACUCCUCCAGCUGAACCAACACAGACGGAUUUAUGUAAUCCAUCACCCUGUGGACCUAACGCUAUUUGCAACGACGGAAUCUGUUCUUGCAUGCCCGAUUACUAUGGGGAUUCCACCAUCGGUUGUCGACCAGAAUGUGUACUUAAUAACGACUGCCCCCGAAACAAAGCUUGCGUGAGAAAUAAAUGCGAGAAUCCCUGCGUUGGUGCGUGUGCUCCUGAUGCAAUUUGCGACGUGGUUAAUCAUGUUCCAAUGUGCAGUUGUUCUCCUGGUUUCGAAGGAAACGCCUUUGCAUUCUGUCGUCCAGCUAUAGCCGAACUUCCAUCUAAUCCGUGCAAUCCAUCGCCUUGCGGAUCUAACAGUCAAUGUCGAGUGAAGAAUGGCCAGGCAGUAUGUAGUUGCGUACCAGGUUAUUUAGGAAACCCGCCAAACUGUCGCCCAGAAUGUGUGGUCAGCUCCGAUUGCCCACCAAACGAGAGUUGUAGUAAUCAGAAGUGCAUAAAUCCUUGUGUGGGCUCGUGUGGCUUGGGAGCUCGUUGCACUGUCGCGAAUCGUAAUCCUAUUUGCCACUGUCCUGAAGGAUUCACGGGAGAUCCUUUCAUUAGGUGUCUUCCACUUCCACCAGUUCAACCAGAACCGAUAAACGUUUGCCAGCCAUCACCAUGCGGACCCAAUGCUCAGUGCCAAAUAUCAGGAAAUUCACCUUCAUGCAGUUGUUUACCCGAAUUUAUCGGUUCACCGCCAUAUUGCAAGCCAGAAUGCAUUAGUAACAGCGAAUGUCCUACAAAUUUGGCGUGUAUAAAUCAAAAGUGUCGCGAUCCUUGUCCCGGUUCCUGUGGCGCCAAUGCAGAAUGCAGAAUAAUUAGCCACACGCCUAUGUGCGUUUGCUCUUCGGGUUUCGUUGGUGAUCCAUUUGUACAGUGUACUCCAAAACCAGCUGUCCAAGACCAAGAAAUAGAGAAACUCACCCCAUGUGUACCAUCUCCUUGUGGAUCUAAUGCAGUGUGUAACGAACAAAACGGCGCAGCAUCCUGUAAAUGCAUCACUGAUUAUAUUGGCAAUCCUUAUGAAGGUUGUCGGCCAGAGUGUAUCGUUAAUUCCGAUUGCUCGGCUGAUCAAGCUUGUGUUAGAUCAAAAUGUCAGAACCCUUGUCCAGGAUUCUGUGGAUACAAUGCAAUGUGUCAAGUUGUUAAUCAUGUUCCAUUAUGUACCUGUCAAUAUGGAUAUACCGGAGAUCCAUUCGUUCAAUGUAACUUUAUUCAAGCUCCACCGGAACCAGCUGACCCUUGUAAUCCAUCACCCUGCGGUCUGAACAGUCUGUGUCGUGUAUUCAAUGGACAGGCUAUCUGUUCGUGUUCACCUACGUUUUUGGGAUCUCCACCGAUGUGUAGGCCAGAGUGUACGGUCAGCUCAGAGUGUACAACAAACCGUGCUUGCAAGAACCUUAAAUGCGUCGACCCUUGUCCUGGAAUUUGUGGUAUCAAUGCCAGAUGCGAGGCCAUUAAUCACAGUCCGAUCUGUAGCUGCAACGUAGGAUAUACCGGCGAUCCCUUCGUUAGAUGUUUCAAAGUUCCAACGGUAUCCGAACCAGUGAACCCUUGCGUGCCAUCACCCUGUGGCCCGUUCUCCGUGUGUCGCGUUGUUGGAAACGCGGACCUACCAAGCUGUACCUGUAUAGACGAUUACAUAGGAACUCCACCAAACUGUCGGCCGCAGUGUACUAUCGAUUCAGAAUGUGCCAGUAACCGAGCUUGCCUCAGACAAAAGUGUACAGAUCCUUGUCCAGGUUCCUGUGGUACCGGGGCAGAAUGUUUAGUAGUGAAUCACAUGGCUGUGUGCACUUGUCCCCAAGGAUUCACAGGCGAUUCAUUUGUCAAUUGUUUCCUAGAAUCUCCUCCUUCACCAACAGCGCCCCAAGAUGCCUGCAACCCCUCACCGUGUGGAUCUAACGCACUGUGUCGCGAUGGUAUAUGCACUUGUCUACCAGAAUACCAUGGUGAUCCAUAUUACGGAUGUCGUCCGGAGUGUGUCCAGAACCCAGACUGUCCUCUAGACAGAGCUUGCAAUCGUAACAAGUGUUUCGAUCCUUGUACCGGUGUCUGCGGACAGAAUGCCGAAUGCGUGGUGAUAAAUCAUACUCCCAUGUGCAGUUGCCCCGAUGGCAUGUCAGGAAACGCGUUCACAGCAUGUUUCCCAGUGAAAGACCCAGAGAUAGUACAACCUUGCAACCCGUCACCCUGUGGUCCUAAUAGUAGGUGUCAGGACAUCAGUGGACAGGCAGUGUGUUCGUGUGCCCCUGGUUACAUAGGAAACCCACCAGCUUGUCGACCUGAAUGUAUAGUUAACAGUGACUGUCCAUUGAACGAAGCUUGCGUGAAUCUCAAGUGUAGAGACCCGUGUCCUGGAUCCUGUGGAGUGUCAGCUAGGUGUCAGGUCGUCAAUCAUAAUCCUAUUUGCAGCUGUCCUUCGGUAUUCACUGGCGAUCCCUUCGUGCGUUGUUUACCUAAACCUGAAGAACCAGUGCAACCAACCAGCCCGUGUCAACCAUCACCGUGCGGUCCAAACGCAGUUUGUCAAGUGGUUAAUAAUUCUCCCUCGUGUUCUUGUAAACCAGAAUUUAUCGGUGUUCCGCCAAACUGCAAACCAGAGUGUAUCAGUAAUAGCGAAUGCGGUAGUCACUUGGCGUGUAUCGAGCGUAAAUGCAGAGAUCCUUGCGCCGGUUCUUGUGGUUCGAACGCGGAAUGUCACGUUGUGAAUCAUGUUCCAUCGUGCAUUUGCUCGAAGGACUUCACAGGAGAUCCGUUCGUUCAGUGCAUUGCCAGACAACCGGAGAUAACAGUCGCACCUAGACCCUGUCAACCCUCUCCGUGCGGAGCAAACGCCAUUUGUCGCGAACAGAAUGAUCUUAGUUCCUGUACCUGUUUGCCCGAGUACAUCGGCAAUCCUUACGAAGGAUGUCGACCAGAAUGCACUCGAUCGUCAGACUGUCCCUCUCAUUUAGCUUGUAUCAGAUCCAAAUGUCAAAAUCCUUGCCCUGGUUCUUGUGGCUCCAAUACCAACUGUCAAGUAGUAAACAAUCUACCUGUGUGCAGCUGUAUCCCGCAGUACACUGGCGAUCCAUACGUGAAUUGCGUAUACAAAGCUCCCACAAUUGACGAAGACGAGCGAGACGUAUGCCAACCAUCCCCUUGUGGUCCAAAUAGCCAGUGCCAGAAAGUAAAUGGUCAGGCAGUGUGCUCGUGUCAGCCUCAAUAUGUAGGAACCCCACCGAACUGUAGACCAGAGUGUGUCGUGAAUUCGGAAUGUAACUCGAAUCUCGCGUGUAUUAACCAGAAGUGUAGAGAUCCUUGUCCUGGUACUUGUGGCCGUAACGCACAGUGCAAGGUUGUGCACCACAGUCCGAUUUGCAGCUGUGGAAGCGGUUUGACGGGAGAUCCGUUUGUUUACUGUUUCCCUGCUCCAAUGCCAAAACCGGAAGAGCCGUACCCUAAGGAUCCGUGCACCCCAUCCCCCUGUGGUUCAAACGCCAUGUGCAAGGCCGUUGGAGAAACUCCAGUCUGCACUUGCAUAAACAACUACAUUGGAGUGCCACCAAAUUGUCGACCGCAAUGUUCCAUCAAUUCAGAUUGCACAGCAGACAGAGCUUGCAUUAGAGAGAAGUGUAGAGAUCCCUGUCCAGGAUCUUGUGGCGUGAACGCACGCUGUACAGUUGUCAAUCAUACGCCAGCUUGCACUUGUCCUGAAGGAUACACGGGCGAUCCUUUCAUCAGCUGUUCACCAACUCCUCCGCCAAUCAUCUCAGAAGCCCCAACAGACCCAUGCAACCCAUCACCGUGUGGACCAAACGCACAAUGCAAUAAUGGCGUGUGCACUUGCGUGCCUGGUUAUCUGGGCGACCCAUACACCAUUUGCCGUCCUGAAUGUGUUAUCAACACCGACUGUUCCCGAAACGAAGCCUGCCUACUGCACAAAUGCAGAAAUCCCUGUGUAGGAACCUGUGGAGUAAACGCAGAGUGCAACGUGGUCAAUCAUCUACCUAUGUGCAGCUGUCCUAGGAACAUGACAGGCAAUGCUUUCGUUUCGUGUAAUCCUAUUCAAGAAACUACCGCAGUCGAUCUAUGCAACCCAUCACCCUGCGGUUCGAACAGCCAUUGUCGUCCUUCCAACGGUCAAGCUGUCUGCAGCUGCGUUACUGGAUUCAAAGGAUCGCCACCAUUCUGUAGAGCGGAGUGUAUUGUUAGCACAGAUUGUCCUCGAAACAGAGCUUGCAGUAACCAAAAAUGCAUCGACCCUUGUCUCGGUGCUUGUGGAUUGUCUGCUCAGUGUUCCGUGAUCAAUCAUAAUCCUGUGUGUAGCUGCUUCGAGCAGUAUACCGGAGAUCCAUUUGUUCAGUGUGUCCCACAAAUAAAAGAGCCAGAUACCCCAAUAAAUCCUUGUCAGCCAUCGCCUUGCGGUCCAAACGCUCGAUGCCAAGUCACCAACAACGCACCCUCGUGUUCUUGUCUUCCUGAAUUCGUAGGAGUCCCACCAUAUUGCAAGCCCGAAUGUCUGAGUAAUACAGAAUGUUCAGCGCAGCAGGCUUGCAUCAAUCAGAAAUGCGCGGAUCCUUGCCCUGGCUCCUGUGGCAGGAACACAGAAUGCAGGACGAUUAGUCACACCCCUAUGUGCACUUGUGCAAGCAAUUUCACUGGAAAUCCGUUCGUACAAUGUACACCCCAACCAAUCGAAGAUAGACCACAAAAACUCAACCCCUGUCAACCAUCUCCCUGUGGCCCGAACGCCAUUUGUCGCGAAUCGUACGGUACAGCUCGGUGCACCUGCUUACCAGACUUCUAUGGAAACCCAUACGAAAAUUGUAGGCCAGAGUGUAUUAUCAAUGCCGACUGUCCAUCUAACCGCGCCUGUAUAAGGAACAAGUGUCAAGACCCCUGUCCAGGAACCUGUGGCUUUAACGCCGAUUGUCAAGUGGUGAAUCACAUUCCAAUUUGCAGUUGUAGCUCAGGUUACACUGGUGAUCCAUUUACAGCUUGCAGCAUACUUAAACAACCCCCUGUGACGAGUCUGACGAAUCCCUGCGAACCUUCACCCUGUGGACCAAACAGUAAGUGCGCCGAUGUGAAUGGCCAAGCCACUUGUUCUUGCCUUCCCGAUUUCAAAGGCACACCACCAGGAUGUAGACCCGAGUGUGUUGUUAGUACAGAAUGUGCUAGCAACAGAGCUUGCGUGAAUCAGAAAUGCGUUGACCCUUGCCCUGGAGUUUGUGGGAUAAGCGCGAGAUGCGAGGUUUUCCAUCACAGUCCCAUUUGUAGCUGCGAUCCUCGUCAGACGGGAGAUCCAUUUGUAAAGUGUUUCGAUGUGACCACACCAAGUCCGCCUGUACCUGUAAACCCAUGCGUUCCAUCGCCCUGCGGCCCAUUCUCUCAAUGUCAAGACAUAGGAGGCAUUCCAUCCUGCUCCUGUUUACCCAAUUACGUUGGUUCAGCCCCCAACUGUCGACCAGAAUGUUCGAUUAAUUCAGACUGUACCAGUGACAAGGCUUGCAUCAGAGAAAAGUGUAGAGACCCGUGUCCAGGAUCCUGUGGAACGAACGCAUAUUGCAAUGUGAUCAAUCAUACACCUGUUUGCACUUGUCCUACAGAUUACACGGGAGAUCCCUUCACCAGUUGCCGCCUAACGCCCACAUUUGUACCCCCAGUCUCAUCAGACCCGUGCAAUCCAUCGCCUUGCGGUCCGAACGCGCUAUGUCGAAAUGGUGUGUGCAGCUGCAUAAGCGAAUAUCGUGGUGAUCCGUAUCAAGGUUGUCGACCAGAGUGCGUGCAGAAUUCCGAUUGCACGUUUGAUAGAGCUUGCUCCAACAAUAAGUGCGUGGACCCUUGCACUGGAAUCUGUGGACAGAACGCUGAGUGCGUUGUGGUUAACCAUAUUCCCACUUGUAGUUGUGUUGAAAAUCACGAAGGAGAUCCAUUUACCCUCUGCAGACCUAUUCGAAAACGCGUGAAACCUUGCGAACCUUCGCCCUGUGGACCCAACAGCGUUUGCCGCGAGUUUGGCGAGCAAGCUUCUUGUUCCUGUCUCCCUGGAUAUUUUGGAACUCCACCCAGCUGUAGACCCGAAUGUUUGGUGAACUCUGACUGCGAACAGAGCAGAGCUUGCGUGAACGAACGCUGUCAGAACCCGUGUGAAAACGUGUGCGGUCAAGGAGCGUUGUGUAACGUACGAAACCAUAAUCCCAUUUGCAGUUGCCCCGCACAGUAUUCCGGUGACCCAUUCGUCAGCUGUUUCCCCAUGAAACCGCAGUACGAAGAACCCCGCCAGGACCCAUGCAAACCCUCGCCGUGUGGACCAAACUCCCAAUGCACAGUAUCACCAGACAAUAAAGCCUCCUGCGCCUGUAUGCCUGAAUUUGUAGGCUCUCCUCCCAAUUGUAGGCCAGAAUGUCUCGUGAACAGCGAGUGUCCCAGCAAUCAAGCUUGCGUUAGACAGAAGUGUACCGAUCCUUGUACAGGACUCUGCGGCACUGACGCUCUCUGCCAAGUUACCCUGCAUUACAUCCGUUGCGUGUGUCCCGAGGGAUACACCGGAAACCCGUUCGCUAUUUGUUCCGUAGCCAGCACACCUGUUGAACCACCAACACCUUCGAGACCGUGCAGUCCUUCACCGUGUGGAACUAACGCAUAUUGUCGCGAGAGACACAAUACUGCGUAUUGCGAGUGUCUGCCAGAUUUCAGGGGAAAUCCGUAUGAAGGCUGUCAACCAGAGUGUUUGGUGAACACUGACUGUCCGAAAUCCCAAGCUUGUAUUCGAACCAAGUGUCAAGAUCCUUGUCCUGGUACUUGUGGCGUUGGAGCCAUUUGUACUGUGUCCAAUCAUAUUCCGAUUUGUUCCUGUCCUUUACCUACUAUCGGAGACGCGUUCACCAUCUGCCAUGCUGUUCCUCAAGUACCAAAGGAAAGAGAUCCUUGCUCACCAUCCCCAUGUGGACCUAACACCAUCUGCCAAAAGAUCGGCGACUCGGCAGUCUGCAAGUGUUUGCCCGGUCUUCAAGGAGUUCCUUCGAGUGUCACAGGCUGUCAUCCAGAGUGUGUGAUCAGCUCUGAUUGUCCAGGAGACAAAGCUUGCAUCGGCAACAAAUGCAUAAAUCCUUGCACGCAAAACGUGUGUGGUAUCAAGGCUACGUGUCAAGCUAUCAAUCACAGUCCCCUCUGCAGUUGUACAUCUCCGUUGAUCGGCAAUCCAUUCGAAGAAUGUUACACCAAAAUUGAAACCGAUCCUUGUAAUCCAUCUCCGUGUAGCUAUAACGGUGAAUGUCAAGUCAGAAACGGCGUUGCAGUAUGCAGUUAUCCGGAAUGUGUCAUUAAUUCCGACUGUCCACGAGACAGGGCUUGUUUCGCCCAGAAAUGCAGAGACCCUUGCAUCGGUGCUUGUGGCAUUAAUUCACUGUGUCAGACAGUCAACCAUAAACCUGUCUGCUCCUGUCCGUCUGGAUUCACUGGCAACGCUCGCAUACAGUGCACCGUUCUAACAAUCGAAGAACCAACUGCAGAGUGCACUCAGAACUCCGAAUGUCCGAACGACAAGACUUGUUACAAUCAAAAAUGCGUCGAUCCUUGCACACUGGAUUCCUGUGGCUUCAACAGUCGUUGUCACGUACAAAUGCAUCGAGCAGUCUGUGUCUGCAACGAAGGCUUCACUGGCAAUCCUCAACAAUACUGCGGCGAAAUUGGUUGUCGCGGUGACAGCGAUUGUCCAUUGACUCAAUCUUGCAUCAACAACGAGUGCAUAGAUGCCUGCUCCGUGACACAGUGCGGUGUGAAUGCAUUCUGCAGAUCCGAUGGAUACCAUAGGCCAAGAUGCUACUGUUCUGACGGAUACUUAGGAAAUCCGUACCAAAUAUGCGAGAGACCAGAGUGCGUUAAUGACAACGACUGCCCAUCCUCUUUAGCCUGUCGCGAUUCAAAAUGCGUAAAUCCUUGUGAUUGUCCACCAUCAGCGCAAUGUUUCGUGAUUAAUCAUCGUCCUAUUUGUCGAUGCCCUCCUGGUUACGUGGGAAAUCCAUAUACCUCGUGUCUAAUGGAACCAAUCGAACCACAGCCACAGUGUCAAGUAGAUGGAGACUGUCCCAGCAAACUGGGUUGUUUCAAUGGCGUUUGUAAAGAUCCGUGUGUCGAAACCAAACCUUGCAUCGCUGGGGCGAAGUGUACCGUCGUAGACACUUUACCAAUGAGAACUAUGGUUUGCGAAUGCUUGCAAAACUUUGCUGGAGACGCGACCGUCGCUUGUAUUCCUGUGGACAAGAAGAUCGAAGCCAUUUGUAAAUCCGACGCCCAAUGCUCCUCCAACAUGGCCUGUCUGAAUGAAAGAUGUAUCAAUCCGUGUAUUAUCAAUCCAUGUGCUUCAAAUGCAGAGUGCUCUGUCCAAAAUCAUUAUCGACAGUGUCAUUGCUCGCGUGGCACCGCAGGCGAUCCAUUUGUAAAUUGUUAUAGAGACACUGACUCGUUCCCGGAGUGUACAACGAACGCAGAUUGCGCGACCAACGAGGCUUGCAUUAGCCAGCUAUGUCAGAGUCCAUGUGUCAGCACGCAAUGUGGUUUGAACGCGGAAUGUAUCACUGUCAAUCAUCAUCCGACCUGUCACUGCCAGCAGAACUACGCGGGAGAUCCUCAAGUGCAAUGUUUCAAACCCGAGUGCAAGUCAGAUAGCGAUUGUCCUUACGACAAGACCUGUCUGCGCGACACUUGUGUUACUCCUUGCCUGGUCGGAGAUAUCGCGUGCGGUCGUGGCGCAGAAUGUAUCGCCGUCUCUCACAGGGCGCAAUGCGUCUGUCCACGAGGUACCCAAGGCGACCCAAGAAUCGCCUGUAUUUCCACAGUGUGCCAUUACAACGAGGAUUGCGCAGAUCACGAAGCCUGCGACAGGCUGAACAGAGUCUGUCGACCAGUUUGCGAGGACGAUACUUGUGCGGAUACUGCGAAAUGCGUCGCGAGAGAUCAUCAGCCUAAGUGCACUUGUCCUUUGGGAACUACUGGAAAUCCAUAUGUUGAGUGCAGUGGUGUGCCAAUUGAAGCAGAGUGCAAAGAAGACAGCGAAUGUCCAGCAUAUUUCGCAUGCAUCAACUCAAAAUGCCAAGAUCCUUGCUUAUCCUCUAACAUGUGCUCUGGUGAACAAGAAUGCAAAGUACUGAACACGGUGCCUCUUCGUACGAUGAUCUGCACUUGCCCUGCAAACACUAUCACCGACGUAAAUGGACUAUGCAAGAAAAUCGGAGUCCUGCAGUGCUACCAAGAUCAGGACUGCAACGAUUCUGACAAGUGUGUGGGUGGAACUUGCAUCGAGGCUUGUCUGACCACUCAGUGUGGAGUGAAUGCCCAAUGUGUGGCAACUGGAAUCUGUCAUUGCGCGCCUGGAUUUACUGGCAACCCCUACAUCGAGUGCGGUAGACUUCCAAUACCACAGCCACCAGUUCGUCCAGAAUGCUACUCUAACAGCGAGUGCUCCGACGACAAACGGUGCAUAAAUUCUCUCUGCGUGAAUCCUUGUGUUGUCGAGGACCCAUGCGGCAGAAAUGCACUAUGUCACGCGAACAAUCACAAUCCAGUCUGUAGAUGUCCUGCCAACUACAUUGGCGAUCCAAGAAACAACUGCGUUCCACCGGAAAUUGUAACUGAAUGUACUUCGAACAGCGAUUGCGCGGGUAACGCUGCCUGUAUAAACAACUUGUGCAUCAAUCCUUGUAAUUGUGGUCCGAACGCCAAAUGCAACGUCGUAGAUCAUUAUCCAUCCUGUGUCUGUCCGCCUGGUUAUUCUGGAAAUCCUCAACUAGGUUGCUUCAAAUUGGACUGUGAAUCGGACAGUGAAUGCAACAGCGCAGCAACGUGCUACAAUGGCCAAUGCGUGAAUCCUUGCAUCCUGGAGAACAAGUGUGCGAUAAACGCAGAAUGUUACGGCCAAAACCAUCGAGCCAUUUGUCGUUGCGGUCCAGGUUAUCUAGGCAAUCCGGAAGUGCAUUGUGAAAGAGUGGAGUGCAGCGCUGAUCACGAUUGUCCUCGAAAUUUAGCCUGCGACAGCGGACGCUGCGUUAAUCCUUGUCUAGAAGAUUCACCGUGUGCUCAAAACGCAAUCUGCUACGUACAGGACCACGUGGCCACCUGCCGUUGCCCAGAGAAUAUUCCUGUUGGAAAUCCAUAUUCCUACUGUACACAUCAUCCCACGACAACAUUCGACGAACCAGAAUGUAGAAUCGAUAUUGACUGCGCUGACAAAUUGGUGUGCAUUAAAAAUAAGUGUAUAGACCCCUGUCCAGUGAUCAAACCAUGUCUGCAGAAUGCACGUUGCAACGUUUUGGACACUGUGCCCGUGAGGACCAUGACGUGCACGUGUCCCGAAGGUUGGACCACUGACGUUGACGGCGUUUGUAGACCAAUCCAAAUAGGAAUAAUCGGCACUUGCACGACGAACGACGAGUGCAGCGACACAGAGUCCUGCAUCAACAGACAAUGCAGGAACCCUUGCAACUGCGGUACCAACGCUGCGUGCACCGUGCGAAACCAUAAACCGAUCUGCUCUUGCGAAGAAGGCUACCAAGGCAACCCGGACAUCGCUUGCUAUUCCGUAGAGUGCACGCACGACAGCGAAUGUGCUCUAGACAAGAGUUGCGUGAACAACAAUUGCGUGAAUCCUUGCCUAAUCUCCGAUAACUGUGCAGUAAACGCAGAAUGCUUCCCCAACAAUCAUAAAGCCGACUGUCGAUGCCGUAACGGUUAUCAUGGAAAUCCUUUGGAUCGAUGCAGAGUAAUCGGUUGCUACAGCAAUGGCGACUGUCCUGGAGACCAUUCCUGUAUCAAUAUGCAGUGCAUCAAUCCUUGCGUUCAUAGCAAUCCUUGCUCGUCUAGAGCCGAAUGCAGAGUCUUUAAUCAUCUACCGAUUUGUCGUUGUCCACCUCAUCACACAGGCAAUCCUUACAUCGCUUGUAAACCGGAAGAAAGACCAGAGUGUAAAGAAGACAGUGAUUGUCCUAAUUUGUUGGCCUGCUUUGAUAAUAAAUGCCAGAAUCCUUGCACUGUCGUGCAACCUUGCAGCGAUCCAUCAGAAUGCAAAGUCCUUCCGACGUCGCCGGUUCGAACGAUGGUCUGUGUGUGUCCUAGUGGAUACGUGAGCAGCGGCAGCGGAACUUGUAGACCCACGAAACCGAUUUUGGAGAUUGAAUGUACUAACGAUAGCGACUGUCCUUCAGAAAAGUCCUGUGUUAACGCGGUGUGCAAGAAUCCUUGUGCCUGCGGCCCCAAUGCGAAGUGUAGCGUUUCAAAUCACAAACCAAUUUGCUCUUGUGUUCUGGGAUACGAUGGAAAUCCUGACUUGGCUUGCACUAAAGUCGCCGGAUGCCGCACAGAUGGUGACUGCAGUGGAUCACACGCGUGUGUCCAACACAACUGUGUUCCAGUCUGUUCUCCGUUAAUCACCACCUGCGGAAAAGACGCUCAGUGCAAUGGUAUCAAUCACAAAGCUAUCUGCGAGUGUCCACCAGGAUAUGGAGGCAAUCCUAGAGUUUCCUGUGUCCUUCUUGGUUGCAAGAGUAACUCUGAUUGUCCCACGAACAAAGCUUGCAUUAACGAGCGCUGCGAGAAUCCUUGUGCGAUAAAUCCUUGCACCGGAAACAUGGAUUGCAACGUCUAUAACCAUGUGGUCGAGUGUGCUUGUCCUCCUGGUUACAUCGGAGAUACUAAAAUGGGAUGUACUAAACUGACAGAGAAAUGCAAGGCGGAUAACGAAUGCCCAUCUCAGACCGCCUGCUUCAAUGGCGAGUGCAUCAAUCCUUGUGUGAAGAUCGAACCUUGUGGAAUAAACGCGGAUUGUAAAGUACUCGACACGUCUCCUGUAAGAACCAUGAUCUGUGAAUGCAUUCCUGGAUAUAGAGGAAACGCAGUCGUCCGCUGUGACAAAACCAACGUAUGUCCAGUGGAAAAGGGUCAAAUUCUCGAUGAGUAUGGCAAUUGUGUAUGUCCACCUGGAUCAGCUAAGGAUGAAACGGAAGUUUGUAUACCGUGUAGAAAACAAUCUGGAAUGAUCAUCAAUGAUGAAGGAUACUGUGUGUGUGCUUUGGAGAACGGUAUGAUCAUCGAUGAAUAUGGUCGCUGUGUGUGUCCAAUUCAUCAUGGAUACAGACUGGACGCGAAUGGAUAUUGCAAAUUGGUUGACAUAAUCGAGUGCAAACACGACGAUGACUGUGCUGAUAACAGAUUCUGCGAUAAAACCAGCCAAACAUGUGAAGAUCCUUGUUCAACUCAAUUAUGUGGUCUUUAUGCACUCUGUAAUGCAACUCGUCAUCAAGCUAUUUGCAUAUGCAUCAAUGGUUAUAUUGGAAAUGCUUAUACUCAAUGCUAUGACAAGAACCGAUGGCGAACCGAUUUCCCCAGACCAGAGAUGGUUGUUAGCUGUUUGUCGGAUGGAGUACAAGUCGAAAUACAUCUUCACGAUCAGGAAUUCGAUGGUGUUCUAUAUGUCAAAGGUCACAGCAAAGAUGAGCAAUGCAGGAGGGUUGUCUCCAUUCCAGCAGAAACUAUGCACAAAACCGAGAUAUUCAAGGUGGCGUUUGGAAAUUGCGGACUGAUUCAUGUAAACGGACAAGCAAGUUUCGUACUGGUCAUACAAAAGCAUCCGAAAUUGAUGACAUACAAGACUCAAGCAUACCAUAUCAAAUGCAUAUACCAAACUGGAGAACAAAACGUCACCCUGGGUUUCAAUGUUUCCAUGUUAACUACAGCUGGCACCAUUGCUAAUACUGGUCCUCCGCCAGUCUGUCUGAUGAAGAUCGUUACUCAAAGCGGAAAUGAAAUAAACUCUGCUGAAAUUGGAGAUAAUUUGAUGUUGCAAGUCGAAGUUCAGCCUUCUACUAUUUAUGGUGGAUUUGCCCGAAAUUGUGUGGCUAAAACGAUGGAAGACAAUUUAGAGAACGAGUAUAUUGUAACAGAUGAGAACGGUUGCGCGACGGAUCCGACGAUAUUCGGAGAAUGGGAGCAGGAUCCUGAAACUCAGACAUUAAUGGCCAGCUUCAAUGCUUUUAAAUUCCCAAGCAGUGACAAUAUUCGAUUCCAGUGCAAUAUCCGUGUGUGCUUUGGACGUUGUCAACCCGUCAAUUGUCGAGGAUACAACGCGUUCGGUCGUCGCCGUCGAGACGUGAGUUCCGAAACAAAUGAUACGUCUUUAAGCAUCACGGACAGCUUUGAAGGACAACUUAGAGAAGAAAUAACGAUCCAGUCGAAUUUGAUAUUCACUCUGGAGAGGAGAGAAGAGAGGUUUACAGCAGAUCCAGCUGAGAUCACCUCAGCUCAAAGAGUGGAAGACAUUUGCGUUUCUACGGUCGGCUUUGUGAUAGCACUAGUAAUUACAGCACUCUUGGCACUAGUCGCUGUAGCUAUUGCUGUUUCGUGCUGGCUAAUGGCGUAUCGUCGCCAGCCAAAGACUGCUGGACCACUGCCACAUCCACCAGAGUUCCCAAAUCCACUGUUCACUACUGAGUCCGUAGCUGAACCGUCUCCUGAUUAUCACCUAUCAUAAGUACUCUAGGAUAAUUAUUUUUUUGUAACGUAAUUUUAUAAUUCUCAAUGGAAUGCAGUACAGACCACAUUACAUUUUUUUUCUCGUUGGUCGGUCUUGUAUUUCUUUCAACGACUCCUCCAGUGACUAGACUCUUCCGUUAUCUUCCUCUCGGGGGUUUAUACCGAGCAUGUUGUACGUUCAUUGUUACAUACGAGUACCCUGAAUCAAGUUAUACAUAAAUAUACAUAGAUAGUUAGAUCAGAGCGCGUGCGAGAGAGAAACGUUUACUAUUUAUGGUGAUGGUUAGCUUCCAUUAUCUACACAAUAGAACUUUGUCUUCCGACGUAUUCUCUUGUCUUCUGUACCUUUGCUCUUCUUUUCCUGUAGUCACUGGAGGAUUUGUUAAGCAUAAUACAGCGAAUUUAAUUCCCGUGUAAAGUCGAACGAAUUAGUCUAAUAUAGCUUUCUUACUUCGUGCGUAGGUAACUGUACAUUUUAUCUAAUAAAAUGCUAAUGUAAUAUUUUUAAAAUAA
This is a messenger RNA of Bombus pascuorum, 59003 nucleotides long. RefSeq lists its product as uncharacterized. The record is from RefSeq and is a predicted model, not a curated record. Gene Ontology annotation, cellular component: extracellular region. NCBI's taxonomy places the organism in Eukaryota, Metazoa, Arthropoda, Insecta, Hymenoptera, Apidae. Gene Ontology annotation, molecular function: calcium ion binding. The transcript has 176 exons.